Spirometra erinaceieuropaei is the source of this 61190-nucleotide messenger RNA. The record is from the annotation of a GenBank genome assembly. NCBI's taxonomy places the organism in Eukaryota, Metazoa, Platyhelminthes, Cestoda, Diphyllobothriidea, Diphyllobothriidae.
AUGUCGUUGAGAGUGCAAGUUCAGAAGGCGUCAAAUUUGAAAAAUGUCGAAGUUAUCGGCAAAAGCGACCCUUUUACACUGGUUGAAUUCAACGGCAAGUUAUAACGUGUUCCACGAGCGCAUAUUAUGAUAUCGUCUACUAUUUAAUUCUAGCACUCACUUCUCAUAAAACGUAUGCUCUAGGAGCUCAAUACGAGCAGAAUUAACGAUGCAACAUUUCGAAUAUUCCGCCCGCUAUGUUUGUUUUACGCAGAAAUCUGAUAUGAAGUGUUUUGAAUCUAGUUCAUUUACUCUAUGCGCUUUUAUAUCUUGUUUUCUAUUUUUUAAAUCAUAUCCAUUUAGCAAUAUUCAUGUUCUUAUUAUCUAAAUGGAGCAAUUAACUGCCACCCUAUAGUUCACCCAAGGUAUUAAAAGAGACAUUUUUUCUCACAUUUAGAUUGGAAUAAUUGAAAGUGCCACUGAUACUAACGUUUUCAUUAUUUAUGUAAUGGAAGCCUAAAUGAAACUUUUUGUGGCAUACUGUGGAUAUCUGACAUUAUUUCCGAAAUUAUUAUACUCGUCCUCUGCGCGUUUAGUUUAUCAUUGUUAGAACGUUUUUUGACAAUUCUCUGCUUCAAUGUUCUCUAAAUGCGAUCUAAAUUACAUCAAUUACUGGCGGCAAUUGGUUAGGGUAAAGUUAAGAUUGAUAAGGCAGUAGCAGGUCAACGAAAAGAAUCUAAUGUGAUUACGACAAACGCAUAUAUCGUGGUCUGCGAAAGUUUUUGUAGAACUGCGAAGUCUGCUUUGAAUGUACGGUUCUUUUAACAGAUGCACGGAAGUGAACUUACCUGAGUAAAUCUGAAUAUGGGGUACAUCAGUAAGGAAGUUGUGUCUUAAAAAAUGAUUGAUUGAAAACACCGACAGAUGGUCAUUUUCUUAAGACGGGACAGUGAAACCUCUCUUGUCAGAUCUUGCAAUUGCACGUCAUUGAUCUAGUGGGGCAUACGAAAACAGUCUGAUUACAACCAGUUACAUGCCUGCAUUCGAAAGUUGCACUUCUUAAUAUAUCUGCAAGUGCAUUAACCUAGUGAAGUGUCCUGCUUUUUUAUAAUGGGUUCAGUAAAAUCCCAGGUAAUUCUUGUUGAUAUAGAACCCUUACGUUUUUUUUCAGGCGAAUCACAAAAGACAAAACAUGUAGACGACGAACUUAACCCAACAUGGAAUGAGGUACGUCAAUUUUUGUGGAAGAUAGAUGUUUUUAGACUCUAACAUUCGACUUAAAAGGCAAACCGCUGUCCUCUUCCGAUGAGAUUACGUUCACCGUUAGAGACUAUGACAAAGUUGGCACCGGAAAGUGAGUGCCCCUUUUCAAACAUUUAGCCCAUAGUCAGCAAGCUAGACUAGUUGAUAUAUACAGGUUUUCGUGCUUGCCAUUUGGUUCCACACAUUUUUAGAGAACAUACAAAUGAAAAGGAAAACAAUAAUAUUUACUCUUUAAUUGCUUAUUUUAAUUACAAAGGGAGAAAUAAUGUAAUUCGCUGAGAUGUCCGUCAACAUUUGUAAAAUUAUAAUAAGAACCUUUCGGUCAUAUAUCAGUUAACUACGCAACAUGCUCUAUCAUUCGAAUAUGUAAAUCACCAUCAGAGAUGCAGUAUUACACUGACUGAGAGUAACUCCUUCAAGAAUAAUCCAGUCGCACAUUUAGCAUUGAUUGAUUUUUAUUUCACAAUCAUGUUUGUUGCCGAAACAUGUAUCCUUUUUUAUUUUGUGAAUUCGAACAUAUUUUAACUCGAAAUACUACUUUUGUACAUCGCUCCAAUCUGGGCUUAGUGUCACUUAACUUCUUGAACUACGGUUCAACAACAGUGCUUGAUAGUUUUUAUGCUAAAUAAUUGUGGUCUGUGUAUUCUAUGAUGUUUUAGCUUGGCGCAGAAAAAUAGUCGUUAUUUUUGAAAGACAAAAGGCGCGCGCAUCCCAAAAUCUCAUAUGGCUAUUUCCUUCAAAAUUAUAUCGUAAACCAUUCUGGAGACUACAGAAAAUCUUUUGGUUUAGGCGUAUUAUGCAUUUACUUGUAGCUGUACCUCUUCCACUGUUUCCGUUAUUAUGUUCAAAACACUCAAAAAGUAGAAUCUCGAUAAUGUCUUAUUGACCUUAAUCAAAUAUCCACAUGCUGAAAGAGUGGGAUGUGGCCUUGAGAAUAUUUCCUUCACCUAACAGUCCUAUAGAAGAACACCUCUGGAAGAGGUGUAUUAACUCAAGUAUAAUUAAAUUCUCUCAGCACAUAGAUCCUAACCCAAGUUGGUCGUGCUUGAGUAAGCAUCUUCAGCUGUAUUGUCUGCAUAUAGAUCUGUUUGCAUUAAGUAGACUGAUUUCGAGUUAACGUCAUCAGAUAUUAUUUAAUUAUGACUUUAUUCUGGACAUUUUUUAGAGUUUACCCAAUUUUAAAUCUAAGAAAUCCACAGAGUAGUUGAGAACAGAUUUUAAAUCACUAGUCUAAGGGAAUUCUGUUAAGGGAAUUCUGUCUAAAAUGUUCGAUAACUUCGUUUGCGUUUGUCCGGCGGCGGUUAGUAGAGCCACUUUAUGCACUCAUGCCUCAACUGCUUUUAAAAUGACCGUCAAUUACACUGUUGUGAUUGUGAUUUCGAGUUUGUUUUGUAUCAAUACGGAUUUAUUUAACUGUCAGUGAAACCCACUAAGAAUACAUGAUUUAUGGCCAUAUGAAUGCGUAAGAUUCGUUAAAAUGUGUGCUGAAUCCCCCUUUCCGAACUCGAAAGUGUCAAUGCAAUGUACGGUGGAAACCGGGUUGUGGUGAUUCUUCUAUUGAUAACCUUGUCGAGUGGGCUUUUUCGUUUAAAUUUUUGCUAUCAAAACAUUCAUGGUAAAGGCAUACGUUUGAACCCUAAAUAAAAAACAUGUCUGAUUUUGAGAUUACAAACCGUUCCAAAAUCGAAUAAAGACGGUUUUGGCAAUAUACCAACCUUCAUGUUCUCAUUUAAAGGCAAGCAAUAGCGUUUAUUCUGCAUCUAACUUUUUAAUCACUUUAGGGAUUUAAUGGUUCAUGUGUCUGGGAUCUGAGCUGCAUUUGCGCUGACUCCCGCAAAAGUCAUUUUCAUGUGGUUGAAAUUUAAGGGGUUGAUGAACCCUUGACGAAUUGAGGUAUUCUGUUAGAAUCUAACCACGCGUUUAGCUGUGUUGAGCGAAAAAAGUAUUCAGGGAGUAACCUUUAUAACAGUUCUGUUGUUUAAAACUUGCAUUUACCGCAAAGUGAAAGAAGUAGGAUCCGUCCUUCGCAGCAGUCAGGGCUCAGUCUGUCUCUUUUAUAUAAAGAGUGACGAAUCAUCAUCCCGAAACAUACGAAUUUGAGUUUCACACAUAAACCAGAUUAUCUUACGAAACCGUUUUCAUAUCUUAAACUAUAAAACUAGACUUAUCAACGGAAUGAAAUAUCAUGCAAUUCUUAAACACCAAACAAAAACGUAGUAAGGCAGGAAGAAAAGCUAUUACCCGGUAUAGUCAAAUUUUAUCACCCCAAAAUCACCUACUGGUAAAGUAAAUAUUCCAGAUGAUAACUUUGCAAAGAGAAAUUACAAAAUAGAUACGUUUCCUUCUUACAGGUCCAAAUGUGAAAAUUUUGGAACGGUUUUCACUUUUGCCCGAAAAUCAAUUUUGUCAAUUUCGAAAACUGUUAGUGCGCAAUUAAAGUUUUUGCGCGGCCUUUUUUCUCUACAUUAGUUUGAUAUAGUCCUUCCAAAUGCAGCGGACAAUUAAGCCUAACAAAGCAAUGUGGAAUAAUUGAUUAUUGAAUGCUUUUCUGUCAGGUUCAUGGGCCGAGCCAAGGUGCCUCUUGGAGGUAUGAUCAGCGGCGCCAAGGAAAUUAAGAAGACUUUGACGCUGACCGACAAAAAGGAUAAUCCCCUCGAGGUAUUUUCCGACGUAAAACUCUGUUGUGUUUAACCCUCCAACAAACCUUUCGGACAAAAUGCAGAAUGUACCUCCCUGGCCACACUUCUGACCAGUUUUCUCCUUAAUGCCUUAAUGUUAUCAAAGCGAAUGCAAGCUUGAUUUCUAAAGAUCUUAAGCGAAAUCGCGGAAGUGGUGCGGGGAGGUAUGCGCAUCUGCAUCUUAACUAGGUUGUAGCUUGAAGCUCAAGUAUUCGGAGUCAUGAAAUAAAACACUGCAUUCCGACCACUAUCAACGUUACAAAAUGCGUUAUCUCUUCCAAGAGGUUCGGAAAAAUUAUGAUUUUCAAGGAAUAUGUGUCAUGAAUCUUAUAAGGGUUUUCUAAAACAGCAAACGCGUUUGCGGGUUAAACAGUGUUAAAUAAAAUUAACAAAAAAUAUGUGUUUAAUAUAUGAAAAUGAAACUUAGCCACUGAGGAAUUUCAGACAUUCUCGCUGGCGUUCCCGCUUAUCAGACUUCUAGAAUACAGACUAUUUAAAGUUGUCUUUAAUGUGCGGUGCAUACGAGUCUUUUAUGCAGGGAGUUUUUUUCUUACGCUUCAAAGUCUACCUAAAUUUUAAUUAAAUAGAGAAUGAUUGGCGACGGGAUAAACGAGGCGUUAAUAUAUGUGGCAAAUUUUGGAAUCCUUCCAUUUUCAUGUAUGCUAGUCUUAAUUAAAUCCGCCGGAAUAUCAAAACACUGGAAUCUUCGAUUUUUCUGCAGUAAAAGGCCUCGGCUACCUCUUCGGGACCAACUUAAGGCCUUUAUUUUGCAGCACAGCUUGACCUUACCUAAGUAUAUACGGCAUCAUAAGGCGGAUUCUAUAAUGCCGUGUUUUUGGUCCUUCCUGAGGUCACGACAGAAUCUGUAGACGCCAGAAAAAUCCGCAGCUAAGUUCACUGGCCCGUGUACACUCCUAGCAGUAGGUGGCAGAUCUUGUACAAACAAUUACUUAUAACGCGGCACGCUUGAGGUUAUUGACCUCGGACUAUCUGAAAUCGCGACCGUUACGUUGACGGCUGCCCAGUGCAAAUGUGCAGUGUAGUUAAAAGUGAUGUAAAUGAUCCGUUGACAGGACGCUUAUAGCAAAAUGUUCCAUUGUGCAAUCUUAGUUAUGUGUGAAACCAAUCACUCUACACUUGCCACUGUGUGCGUAGACCAGUGAUUGAUACGAUUCACUAGGACCGCAAUUGAGUCUUCUCAGAUACCAAACGUGCGAAAAUUUGAACAAGUGCAAUCAGAAGUUAAAGACAUUCCAGUUUUCCUCGUCUUUGUCAGUAACUCAUAUAGACCCAACUGGGAAAAACUCGGCGCCUUGGUUGGAUUCGAACCCAACGUCUGGAGUCCAUCAAAGAUGAUAGAGUAAGCUGACUGCCCAAGCAGGAUUUCCUAAGUAAUCCACCUAGGAUCCACCAGCUGACUACCAAGCUCACGUACUUCACAGAUAUUUUGGCAGAUUUUGAAUGCAGACUUAAAAACGUAAAGAAGGAUUUAGGCUUCCACUCGUGCAGGUCCCUUGUUAUAAUACCGUUAAUCAAACUGCUGCCUUAUAAUUCAAAGAAACUUAAUACAAAAUCAUUCGCAAAUUAAAAUUGCGUUAAAUGUGGGAACUCCAAAGACAAACCGGAACUAACUGCUCCAUCGUCUUGCUUGGCUUUGGGGCAGUUUCUUUGAACCUUUUUAGUCCACCCUCUUUGUCGACAUUUUUGAAUUUUGCGGAUUUCGACGACAGACACCUCAUGUACCUCAAGAGUACCUUCAAAAGAAAAUGAGUCCUACUUAGAGGCGAGCACGAAGCAAAAUACGAAUUUUAUUUGCAAUCACUGCUAAACUCUUGAAGUCCAGAUGGGCCGUUAAUAAUAGCGAGCCAUCGUCAACUUCCAUGCUAUUGAGUUACGGGAGGUUUUAUAUUUCGCGUGGAGGCCCUUGUGUCGAACUAUAAAGCUGGGUCUAAAACUAGGUGGCUCACGCCUCUCAGCAAUAUCACGGAUGUGUGUCACUUCUAUCUGAACUCUUAUCACCAAGGCCUUAUAUCGAAAUUGGCUUUUUGAAUUAAACUGCUCUAAAGUAUUCCCUCAUGAUGUGAUCGAGUUAGCUCUUAAGCUCACUUUUCUUUCCUGCUUCGAAGGGUACGCUUGACGUCACAAUAGCAUAUGUCCCACCGGCCGGAGGCUCUGGUGAUGCUGGUAAGCAUCAAAGGUUUCAUUGUUGUCCUCACACAUGCAUUAUGUUGUUAUCAUUUUCGAACUUUACUGAGACUUAAAACGUUACUCAGAAAUGAGGAAGGAUUAGUGAUUUGUUUCGCCUUCCAAAGUCAGGAUUUGUCGUAGGGUGGAAUAAGAUACAUGAUAAAAGUAUGCAGUGUCCUCAGUGACAGACUGAGUGCUUGGGGUAAUCACAUAUUUUAACCUAUCGAUUAUAAAUACUAGAUUGUAAUUAACCUCUGCUUCGACCGAUACCCCGCAUAUAUAGGGCUGGCCCCCCUUCCUCAAGCAAACGUCUCAGAGACUUAGCCGGUGGACUUAGCAUUAUCUGCCAGUCUGAAAACAUGCAAAGCUGAGGCGGAAGGCGCAAAAUCCUGGUCUACCUGCGCCUGGGGUGUGAAGUCCAAGGUGUGAUUCAGUCAGUUCAUCGACCUUGAGACUGUGCAUUUGUGGUCACAGUUUCGUGAAGCCUCCGCGACAUUGGUUGCUUCGCUUGACAAACAUCAGUUCGGUACGGUAGACCAAAGUCUGUUCAGUCUCAGAAGGAAUAAAUGCACAAACGCAGUCAUGCAAUAGGAGCCACGAGAUUCCUUCUGAAUUGAGCAUCUGUUAAGAUGCUGGAGUGACAAGCGUUUAGCAGGCAGAAGUUCAGGAACAAACCAUGCAUAAGUGUUAAAUAAUAACGGCAGUUUCUGCUGGUCGUACUGAGAUAAUAGUCUAACGCUCUUGAAAAAAUGAAGCCUUUGUUUGCUGGAAACUAUACCACACCACCAACAGUCAAAGAAAUAAUUUCUAAAAGUACUAUGAAAUGGAUUUGGAGAUAAAGGCCAAAGACGUGAAGGUAAUUGGUGCCGGCAAGUGGAAUAACCUUGAAACCCGUAUAUAUCAAAAUAGAUUUCAUCUGUAAAUCAUGGUCGAAUUCGCAGAAUUUGUUUAAUUCUUUUAUCAACGUCAGCUUUCGAGCCGCCGUCCAUUGUCCUUCAUGCACUGCGAUAAAGCGAAGCGAUGGAAUCUCAAGCAUCAAGAGAGACUUUGUUUGGGAGGCGAGAACCUUCUUAUUCAGUGGCCACUCUUAAAUCGGCACAAUUUCCAGUUAUGCAGCUCAAUCCAAUAAAAGAGUUUAGAGGGACGAAGUUAGGUAGAUGAGGGGUAUUCUACGAAACAUUUUUGUCCAAACCGCCUGUUUGACAUGAUCUCACCGAGGCAGUGUCCUACACCUUAUCCCUUGAAAAUAAAACUUCUCAUGUUUGAAGCUUACUCUGGCUACUGCGAUUGACUGCAGAGUGUUAAAUCUAAAAAGAAAGGAGCAUAACCUUAACCAUCAAUCAUCCAAUUAUACAUACAAUUUUUGAGACACCCUGUAUAUAUGGAGGAAGGAAUAAUGUUCUAGUCCACAACGUGCCCACCAAAACCCGAUGCUUAAAUAAUUGAAUGUCCUGCGCCAGAAAGGUUGCUUUAAUCUAUUGACAUCGAUCUGGUUGGCGCCGUAACCGGGGUCUAAUGGCAUUACGAACAAACUGGGGAAUCAUUCCAGGUAGGCCAUCUCAUUCGACGCCAGGCCACCUCGUUCUUGACUGUUCGCAAACAGCGAGCAAUCACUACCAGGGAAGAGGAGGAUGUUUUCGAGAAACUGAAGACUAAUACGAGCAAAGUGAUACUACUCAGACAAAGGACGUUCUACAAUUGUAGCGGAUAAGGCUGAUUACAUUCAGAGGGCCAACACACAACUGAGGGAUCGACAGGUGGACUUCCGAUGUGAUGAUGAACUGAUGAGGGUAACUGAUGUUACAACUCGAAAAAGACGCUCGGUUAACCGCCGACGAGUAAAGCAAUAAGUCGGUACGACUGGCCAUUAAAGCAGUAUAUAUGGUCGCAGCUAGGUUUUACGCAUUGCACAAUGUACUCAAUGUUGGUAUUCUCCUCCGAACAACUGUGUCAUCGCGUGAGGUUCCACAUUCAAAUCUGACUAGAUGGCUGUCCCCAUUCCUGCAGUACCUCAUCUCGGACGUAGCCACAACGGUCGGUUUGGUCAUUCGGUCCUCCGAACGGUUUAGGGAGACGUGAGAUACUGCAGACCUGGCUGUAGUGCCAUUUGACGUCAACUCUCUCCACUUUCAUUCCACGGGUCCUCGCCGUCAAAGCGGUCUGUCGACUGCUUGAGAGUCAGUGCGACGCGAUGGGUUAGACGAUGAAGUGGAGACUUCUUUCAACUCCACUAAGGCUCUCUGAAGACGUACUUCGCGUUCGAAUGGGACAUGUUCGAGCAGGUAAAAGGGUCACCAACGAAAUCGCCCCUCUAGGGUUUCAUCAUAGAGGCUGCUCUCUAAAAUCCGGAGACGCUGGUAUUCACAGAAUCCACAGGCCGAAAAUCUUGCACUCGAUACGCGAUAACACCGUCGUCACCAUCCUCGGGAAACGGCCCAAUAGUUCCACAAUGUCUGGGUUUCCGUCUUCUCGGACAUUCAGUUCACAGUAAAGUGGCAACCAGCAGCCGUUUUUGGCGGUUCUUUCCAUCGAAACCCAAACGCGUACCUAUAAACCAACGUAUCGGAAGGCCACCAAAAUACGCGAAAUUUUAGCCUACUGCGAAAAGCGCUCGGCAUGCCACAAACGCAAAUCUGCGCGAACUCUCUACAAAAGUGUGGAAACGUUGCAGUGAACCGGACAACAAAAGACCGAAAUUUCGCUAUCUUCAGCGACAUUUCUUAACCAACGACUAGUUCCACAGCUCCGUCGGACAUAGAAGACAGUCCAGUACAAGCCAAAAUCCAGCCACAGAACAAUUAAAACUCCGGUAGCUCGUCUCCUCAGUCCAUUGAGGAUAAGCAUCGCACAUAGGUCGGAGUAAGCCACUGACCACUUUACCAGGAGACCUAAGGCCCCCGGUCAUGAGAUGAGACAACACACGUCAAUUACCGGCUACAGUUUAACUCCAGCGAAGUUAUUUACGAUGGAGAGACCAAGAAACAAAUACAGACCCAUGCUAGAGAACAUACGAAGGCAAUUAGAAGGGUAAACGUGUUGUUUCUGGUGGCGGAAACCUGUCAAAACUGUCACGAAUUUAGAGCAGACGUGAAUCCAAAUACCUGCCAGCCUGCGCCAGAUACACAAGUAACCGAAUUAAACGGAUCGGACGAAGGCGCAGCCAUUCAUACUCUCACACCGCCUAAUAUUUUCGCAGACAAGGCAAAAUCCAGUCAACGAUGCGCACACAUGAUUCGCAGCCCAGGGCGGCAACUUAGGUCACUGCGGGUGCGGUGAUGCUGUCACCAGACGGUCAUAUCCAACUCUGGGUUUUAAGCAUCUGGGAUUCGAAUGCGGUAUCUCUGGUCACUGGGUCGAACCACAUGCUCCGUUCGUGAGGUUAGGUAUGGCCGGCGUGUGACAGCCUUUAAACCGGAAAUGACCCUUCCGGUCUCCGCUGUUUUCAUCGAUAGUGUCAAUCUGCCAAUACCACCAGUCGCCCUGCGAGUGUCUGGGAACUUUUACGUGGAGACCAAAGUGACUCCGGGUAAAAGUGUUCAGUAACUCAAUCCAUUAACGCUCCUGCAACGUAUAAAUGCAUAUAUGAACAAGGGAAAGGCGCAAAAACUUUGAAUUCAAUGACGUCACGAAAUUUCGUAAUGUAACUCCAUUACCUCACCGGUGCUCUCACUGCCAUGGCAAGGAUCUAUACUGGACGUGAAUGUCCUCUCACUAUCGUCCCGCGCAUGACUGGCUGUAAUCCGAACUCGCUUGCCUAAAUGACUUCUCCUCCUUCCUCCUCACCAUGCACAACCGCAUAUCAGACCAACAGUCCAUGUUUUAUUCACUGGUCACGUCUUAUCCCUCUAGACCGCUCUAAUUGGACAGGUUAUCUUGCAAAUAGGCAAUUACCGUAUGCAGUAGAAAGAGGUGACGAAAUUUUUUGACUUCAUUAAAUGCUGCAAGUUUUGUCGCCCUUGCCUCGUUAGAAUUCAUUCCUGGAAAAUAGGGCUUCAGUAUGUAUGUAUGUAUGUAUGUAUGUUAGAUGGGAGUGAAGGUAUUGACACAAAGCAGUCUCGGGCCCGUUCUGAAUCCGUUCAGUCAAUCAUGGCCACGACUGUCAUCCGGUCCGCAAACACAAACAUGCGAGCGUACAGGACGCAGAUUGUUUGCAGAUGGGUUUAUCAGACGGGUAAUAAGCGCUUCACUAAACCAAGUUGCUCUCGUACUUCGCCACCUGACAUGCUCUGUCGUUACAAAUAUGUGCAUACAAAUAUAUGCAGUUGAGGGGUCACACCGAUCAGGUUAUGGGACGUGUUCGUCCUGUUGUGCCAUAGGACUCAAUCUAGAGCCGUUGCAUCUAGUCGCACAGCGAUUAGUGUUAUAUAUAAGUAAGGAGGCACCGACAAAGAAACGGAAAGGGAGAUGGUUACAUAUAACUUUUAGCCGUCGCCCAACAACAAUACCCAAACCCAGGUUUUGGGGACCCCGGUUUUGAUACCGGGUUACUUGGUUAUAUGCCACUAGUCACUAUGCGACUGCCUCAAAUGGAUCUAAAUUGAGCUCAAAGGGACAAUGGGACGAACGCGUCCCGAAACCUACUCGGUUAACGUCCAAAAACGUCUUGGAUCUAGCAUAGUUUUCAGCUAAUUAAUAUUUUUAUCAAUCUGGGCCCAGCUCAAAAUUCGCCGGUUCGAGACAUCAGUCGCAUGAGGACGGUAGGCAAAACUGAAAAAUCGCAUCGACAAUGUCUAGCGAGUUAGAGGUGUCACCUUUAGAUUAUUUUCCGUCGAGGACAUUGGUAACUCAGUCGGCUUAUGGCCGAGCGAAUUUAAGGUUAACUGUCUCCGGACAUCCACUUUCUCGUAACCAUUUCUAUGAUAUUUGUAAUGAUUGCUUCUAUUCGGUUGCUGUCAUUUUUGAUCGGGCUAUCUCCUGAAAGCCUAACGCCUAUGAAACGGGAAUAAAAGUUGGUCUACUAAGUUCUUUCUCCCCAAAUAGUUUUUGUGUACUAACUUGUAAGGCAUUCUGUCGGCAUAGUGAGCUCUAGACAACUAUUGUCUGACAUACGUCUGAAAAGGAUCUAAAUAAACGUCCAUCAUGCUCCUUUGAUAACAUGUUAUGCCGUAAACACAACUGUGCUACUCGUAUAACCGGCAAUGGACAUGCUGCAAGUAGGUGCGACAACCCGAAGUAACGCAGAGGCACUGCCAUGGUAACUAGUAGACUGCGUCACGGGAGGCACACGCGUCAGCCGAAUUGGCCUCAGUGCAUGCACGAGCCAAAAACCACGUGCCCUGCUGACGCCGACCAAUUGAAAAUGUCCGCACUUAUGUCGAGACAGGUAGCAGACCGGACACUUACAUUCGAUCGGCCAAGGUGUCCGUAGAGUUGGGCACAGUUUAAACGCGACCAUUUGCCCGAACGGACUUUACUAGACUUUUCUCUGAAUGAAUUCUGAACUGACGGAGGAGAUUGAUGAAAGGGGGGGCGAGCGUAAGCUUGUGUUUUCCUGGUCUUGUCUUAUCCGUUUUGUUGCAAAAUGUACAAAUUGAGCCGCCGUAAGAUAAGGCAAAUCGAAUUCGCACUCCAGAACAUUUAAUCAUAUUUUCAGUCCAAAUUUAGAGUGUAUUACAUUUUACUGUGAAACUACAGAUAACAUGUUAAAGAAACCUACUGAUUGAAAGUAUAGUUAAUAGUGCACGUCGUUCGCAAAUGCAGUUUUUGUGGUUUUCAAACUGAGAAUCCACUAUCUGUCUUCGUAAUUCACACAUAUGUGGGACUAAAAGUAGGAUCCCUAUCCUAUGGUCUUUAAAUUUUCUCAGAGUUCUAAAUGCAGAGAGCUUUGCUUGAGGCAUUUAAUAUUUGUCAUUUGUCCACGGCAAAUAGUUUUUGUCCUGCCGUUAUAUGCAUGACUUUGACGGUCUAUAUUCUCUUCAUUGUUGACGUCUGGGAUAAAAUGUGAAAUUUCCAGCGACCCUUUUUACUUAUUUACUGACUUCAUUUUGGAGUAGAUGUUGCCAUUCUACACUCUUGGGAAAGAUUGGGCGGCAAAUUAUCUAGAAAUUGAGGUUCCGAUGGUUGAUGACAUCAACUAAGGCGGAAUUCACCGUCGCGAUCUACCUAGCCACUGCCAGUAAGAACUUGCGACGGAUUUUUUGUUAGAAAGCCUCUGGGAUAUAAUAAAAGUUGUCACGAUUGUGUUUAAAGGACAAGGCAAUCGCGAGCACCUAAAAGAAGAGAUUGACCUCGGAUUAAUGAUUCAGUUUUCAUCUGCAUGCGUCGUUUACUCUUUCGACUACAUUAGUAGGCUUUAAAAAUAAAUUGCUGUUAUAUGCUUAUUAGCGAGCAGUCCAGUCGUACGCCAACGCCUUAAAAUUUUCAUAUUUUGGUUAGAUGGCCAAGUAAUAAACUUAUUGGAUAUAAGAAAUGUCACUGGGCGUUAUUUAUCGCCUACAAAUUCUUUUUUUUGUGGUCCCGAAGGUGGAGGAGGUGACGCUGCAGAGACCACCGAGGGCGGCGGUGACGGUGGUACCGGUGAGGCCGGUGGUCCUGGGAAGUCUCGAAAGGCCACUGGACUGCCAUCAACAAGUGGCAAAACCUAUUCAACAAAACCGCAGGACUUCCAGGUAACCCACAUUUUUCCCAGUCAGAGUAAUGUCCUUUGUCAAUCCGGAGAAACCGGAAUUGCGUCUCUGAUUUUGUGCUGAAGAGCUCCAAAAAGAACAUAAACUUUCACUCUUUAAAGAGCAGCUGACGUUGCAGAAACGAAGAUAAGUGUAAGCGAGGUCUCGCUGAAUCUACUUAUACUUGACUCGUGCACAAGCACUGUGGCUUUUUGGCAUCUAGACUUAUAUUUCGUAGAUAUUCCAAAGACAUUUGCUGCACCGAAUUGCAAUGCACGAUUUUAUCGAAAAUGGGGUUUAGUGGACUGAAAGACUUGUCUGACAUGAUACUUUCUCUUACUAACUGUCGGUUUUUGUGUCAAAGUAGGCCAAAAUUGUCAACAUUUGUCACAUACCUAGCAUUUUAAAAUUUAAAAACACCUGCAUUAGCGAAAAAUUUGGAAUUAAAAUAUGUACUGAAAAGGUCUGAGAAGUUUGAUUCAGCAUUCCUCAGCGAGUUGGGCUAUUUACGGUUUCGCUGAUAUUUUACUCCGCGUACAUGAUCCAAGACUUGCUGAGUAGUAGCCAUUUUGAGAUUUCUUUUGAACUGCUAUUUUACAGACAGCAUUUGAGGUAUGCUUGUCAAGAAUUCGCUGUUGCUUUGCUUACGGAAGUAAUUAACUAACUAGAUGUAGCGGAUGACUAACAGGCAUGGCACCUAAGCCACAAAAUGUUUUUAGCAGGCAGCUACCACUUUGCUCCUAAUCACUACAUUAUAUUGUCUCGGUGAAACUUUCGAAUCUAAAUUCGUUUUAAUGGAUUGAAAAAGACGGCAAUGAGGAUAAGCGUUUUGUAGACAGAAUUCAUCGAAGCCGUUCCGCACUCUUUCAUUUGCUUGCGGUCAGAUCGAAAAUGACUCUCCUAUUAUUCCCUUCAUCCCAUCACGUUUGCCGUCUUCUCCCCGUAAUCUAUGCUUACCCACUUUUUUCACGACCUCUAUUAGCCUGGCAUAUGGCCGCUUCAGUUGAAGAAAAGGGAAAAUUAAAAGUAUCUGGUGUCGAAAGAAGAAGGGAUGAAUGCCGGUGAAUGCCUCUUCGUCCUUUGAAAAGAUACCUUGGGACUGCAUUUUUACUAAUGCUGAAGUUUCUAGUAAUGAUCAUUACUUCAGUACAGAAAGGAGAUAUGCUAAAGGGAAAUGGGGUUAUCGGGAAUUUUGAGUUUAACUCUUGACUUCUCCAUUUGGCAAAUAAUCUCUCGUCGAAUGAUAUGGCUGGGACAGACAUGUUUGGUGUUUUAGGGGGCAUUGGCCAGGAAGGCCAUAGUCAGAAUUCCUACAGUGUGCCUGGAAGCACUAAGAGACGGGCCACGAUGGGCCCUCUUUUCUUGUGAAAGAAUGGAUUUCAGGUCCAUGGGAGCACAGAUGGUAGUUUAUUGUCGUAAUCCAAAGGGUUGAAAGUGGAGCCGAGCGAUCAGAUGUGUCUGUGGGUCAUCUUGAUGCAUACCGAGGUGGGCAUGGCUACAAAUACUGGCUCCGGUCAUAGAAGUGUUCACUGGAACUCUUACUGGUCCCAUCACUGAUUUUGGGGUCAAAACCAUUAAUGUUUUACGCACCUGCGUGUAUACGAAGCAAAUGAGUCAUAUGAGUCUGCAGUUCAUUUGCAUUCCCUCAGGUGAGUCAAAUAAUCGGGCGUCUCGACUGUAAUGGAGUGUUCCUUAUGUAAUCGCUGCAUAACCACCUCAACCGCCACAGGCUCCUAUCGGUACCAUUUUGCCUCCUAUUUCAGCAGACGCACAAUCUGCCAUUACGGUCUUAGAGAUGAUCAGCCUUAUUCCAUUCUUGCUCUGCCACAGGCAACGUAAGAAACUUGACCACCACCUGCAUUCCUGCAACUUUUAGUUCGCGAACCCCCGUCUUAAGAGUCAUUUUACCUGACGUUAGGGAGUUAGAGGUGAAUCGUGAGUAGGCGGCGAAACCUCCAAGAAGGCUUAUUCACCCCAUCGUACUCUCACAAUAGCUUCUACUCUAGUCCUACGAGGAGACCUAUCUUUUCUUUUUGCACGCUCUCACAUUUUUCAUAGCCUUUGUGCAUAAGUGUAUUCAUCUGGCACUGACCCUCGGAUUAUCACUGCGAUUCAUCACCUUGACUCAUGUAUUGGCAAACGUAAAAAGGACUGUUGCCACCAACUUUCAAUGACUCACCUGACGUGUGAUUAUAUGCCAAGUGGUACUCUUAUAAGUUCGCUAUACGAAGGAUCGACUGACUCAUAAAAGACCCCAGAAUGUGGCCUCGACUCCAGCCUUAAGACUCUUGAACAGCUACUGCCUGUCUCCAGGGUCCUUUUCGAAGUACUAUGAGUGACCAAUCACAAUUUGACCCAAAAUAUUCGCAAUGAAAAUUCAUUGAGAGCAACGUUCUCAUCCAGGAGUAGCUGGAUUGCAUACGAACUCGUACUUUUGAUUAAAAUGACCAACUAGUUUCAUUACGCUUCCUAAUUAAAGCUUACUUAUUUUCUUAUAUGCGCUAAAAAAAUUAAUGACAGUUUCUACUCUUAAAACUAGCCUUUUCAAAUGAAAUGUUUGCGUUUUCCUGCUUAUCUGAUCAGUAAGGAGCACCUCAUUUAAUAGGAGGCGACGAUUCUCUUAUCUCUUAUUUCCUGUGACUGGCAGUUAUUCAUAUUCCUUCGGGUCUCUAGAGUGUCCUUUGCUCCAGUGAGCAGAUUUGCCUCCCUGCUCGUACUACGGGCAAUUCGACCAUCGGUUAGCUUUACCCAGACCUUCAAGCUAUUCUAACGCAACGGUAAGGUGAAAAAUCCCACUUAGCUGUCGCCAGACUCUGGAUCGUGUCAUAUGGCAAUGGUGGUAAAAGAGAUUUUAUGUGUACAGCAGCAAGCCGGACAAUAAGCUGGCGAAAUACAGAAAACAGAAAUUGUUUGGACUUCUGUCGAAAGUUUUAUCGUACACUUCCUCUGGCAACGGAAAUGAGCGUAUUAAUGAAAAAUGAACAGAAAGCAAGUUUCAAAAAAGUAACGGAGUGUAAGUAAUGGCUUGCGAUCAUGGGAAGUAGUUGUUGUUGGCAGUGUACUUUUUCCAACGGUCUGCAAGUGGAUGCCAAGAUGAAACCUCAUGACUCGACCCAUAGACUGCCGACAGUUAAGUGGGGUCCUUCCAUCUACCGUUGCCUAUUCUAGCAUAAGAGUUCGCAUCACAGCCCGACUUAAGCGAACAGUUCAUGACGUUUGACUCUCAAGAGAAGGAAGAAUACCUCGGAGACAUUAAUUGCCUGUGUCUGAGUUGACCCGAUAACGUCACCUUCCCCUAUUUUCAAGAGUAUUGAAGACACCGUGGUUUGUCUUUCUUGAGGAAGGAAAGAAGCAAAGGAAAUUGGGCGCGAAUGUCUUAAUACACGAUAAUGGGUGAUCUACACUGUGGGUAGUACAUUACAGCGCCUGAAAUGAGUAGCAAUGUUGGGAGCGCUGAAAGGAAAGCACAAUGUUUCAAACUGAAGGCUAGUUUUUCAUGAAUAACUGGGCCUUCCGGAGAACAAAAGGUUCAAGACUACUAAAAGUCUGACUUAUCUGAUGUUAAAAGCGGACUGGUCCGAAUGAAUGCCCCUGUCUUACACACUUAUUUAAAGAAAAGCACGAGGAUUAACUUAUCCUAAUUUCUAACUGCCGCAUUGCGGUCAGGGAUGUCUGACGGCCUAGUUAGUAAGUUCAGGUUUAGACCUAUCUGUAAGAUCAGGCUUGCAUUGUUACCUCGUUUUGCUUUUGAGGUUCGCUGUUUGCAAGCUGGGUGAACCUCAUUAACAUCCGACUUCCUCUCUGUUAUACGCUCAGGGGCAACAUGAUCAACAUACCGGCUCUUAGUUCUCUGUUCAAACACCCACCGUCGACAAAAGAGAUUGACAAAAAAAUCAGAUCCUGCUCUGCUUAUACCACUUAAAAUCGCCUAAAUGACUGUUUUGAACCGUCACAGGCUGUGUACACGGCAUCCGCCUGGUUUUGGCUCGACUUUUGUCAGCUUCAGCGUAAUCAACCUAUAAGUAUCGUCAGGGGAUACAGCCCUGUUUCCAAAUACACGAUUCUGACCUACAUACUGACUUCAUCGCAAGUGCCUUAGGGGGUGCACUUGUUAUUGUGUUCAAAGCGUCCCCUCUCCCCCGCCCGCCCACUCUCACCUAGUCAUGCAUGUAAGUCUGCUGCACCACACAGCUCAGACCCACUGCAAGGACAAGUCAUCGACCUCUCGUGUUUGCCUUCGCGUACGCGUACGUCAGCGUACCAUCUAGGACCUACGCACUACGUCCUAGCUUGUCCACAACCAGUUAUCAAUACCUCUCCCAUCUCCAACAGGUGACUCGGUAGAGGAAGGUAGCAACUUCAUACAGCCUUCAGGAAGGGCUCCAGACGGCAGCUUUAGGUAGCAAAUGCGCUUGGCUGUGGCUCCGGAUUCAUUUAGGGAUUGUGUAUAUAUGUGCAAACAAGUCCUCUGAUAACAUAUCGAUACGGUUUUCUUCUGUUCUUUCCCGCUCUGCUCUUAGGCCUUUGUACAACGCCUGUAAAUGUGGUGGUUUUUUGACGUCCUUAUUAGCAUUUGUUGAAAACUUAUUUGAGCGCAUGUCACAAACAGGAUCUGAUUCUACAGAAUCCGAUUUACCUAUGGUACGCAAAAGAGGUAGAGGUGCGUUGCUUCUCAAAAGAACGGUUUUUUAAAAAUCUUGAUGAAUGGUAUUUGACCAUUUAUUGCAAGACGUUAGGCUUAUGCAUUAUAUACUCAUGCGAAACUGGUUGGUGUCCUUAAUGAAUGCCUAAUACUUAUGGGAAUAAACAAGAUAAAAGAGGUUAAAAUAGAGAAGUGUUGCCAGAAGGCCACAGUGUAAAGUCCUUAUUCCGCCGGUAGCCUGUUCGGAUCGCCAAAUAGCCCACCUUAUUUCGAAGACUACAAGGCACAACAAUUAACUUUGCUUCACCUGCAAAUGUUAUUAAUCAGCAGAAAUUAAAAUGAUUAUUUUGGAAUGAGUGUAAAAUUAUCCUUCUUGCGCAUGUUGCUUUUAAAAUUACCCUUUUUUGAAAGAAGUGAACAAGAGGACAAAUUGGUUGUGCGUCCGCCAAUGUAUAUACCUCAUUCUAUUUAAACCGAUUCUAACGUACAAAACACAAUUCUACUUAACACGUCUGAUUCCAGUCUCAUCACAAAGCCGAUCCUCUCAUUCGGGAUCUGCCUCAGCUAGUUGCAAUCUUCUCCUUCGUCACGAGUUGGUCUUAUCUUCUCUUCCCCUCUAACCAUAUGACUAUUGUUUUCGCUCUAUAAUCAAAGAAUUCAACCAUCAAUUGUUUAUGGAUGCGCUUCAACAAAUAAAUCUUACUUGAUUCCUGGCCGUCAGAUAGGCAAUAAACAUUCGCUGAUUCUGGAAAUGCUGCGGACGAACUUGGGCCUCUGGAAUAGAAGUUGUUCCCUUAACUUCUGUUGUCGGUCAGAUACCGGCUCACACCAGGCUUCGAUGCAGAUCUAGUGGGCCGCGGAUAAUCUAAAUCAAGCGCACUUAUCAAUUGAACCAUUUAACUCACCUCUUGGCAGUUGUGAUUUGCCCAAUAAAUUACAGAACUGAUCUACAUUUUGUCCUGCAAAUAGGAUAGACCGGUGUACGCCAUUCCCCUAUGGCAAGCUAAUUAUACCAAUUGUUGAGACUAAAUACGUAAAAGUGGAUUUAAUUUCAGGCCACAGCCAGUUUGUGAUAUUCUGAGAUAAUUGGGAAAACUGACCAGUCAGUAUGCUUUCAAAUGAAUCCCCGGUUCUUUUUGAUAAACAGGCGCCAUACUGCGGCGCUUUCUCGUGACACCUUCGGAAAGUGUCGAAUGAAUGCUCGUAGUUUUGCAAAAAACGAGGAUUCUACUGUUUCAUAAAAGCAGGCUGAUCCGACUCGUUUUUUUCUGAAUUUUUGCGUCUAUUGGCAACUCUGCAUCCUUCAUCGGUUUUUUCCUACCCUCGCCUUUAGGUUAGAGUUCGCGUACAGGAGGCCCGGCAGCUCACUGGAUCCAACAUUUCACCCCUGUGCAAAGUCAGCUGUGCUAACCAGACUCAAGUCACGUCUGUAAAGACAUCCACAAAUGCCCCCUUUUGGGGUCAGACGUUCUUCUUUAACUUCCAUCAAUCGCCAGCCAAGCUUUUCGAGGAGACCCUCUGCUUCGGGGUCUACAAUUCACGGAAGAUGCGUUCAGAUGCCCAUAUCGGUACUUUUGAACUCGAUCUGGCAGCAGUCUAUGAGAGCCCAAAUCACUCAAUCAUGCACAAAUGGCUCUUGCUGGGAGAACCCGAGGAUCCACUUGCAGGAGCGAAGGGUUACCUCAAGGUUGCUAUGGUUAUCCUGGGUCCAGGCGAUGAGGCACCCGUGAGUUAACAGACAUUCCUGUUGCAUAUAUUUGACUUUCUAAGAUGGGCAUGUCACGGAAAACACAAUCGUUAGGAUGCGGGAUAUAUAACGUUUCUAAGUGGAGAAAAUUCUGAGACAAUCAUCUUUUGUAAAACAUUUGUUUGAAACAAGCAUGUGGAUUAACGUUGCCUAUAUCUUAAACACUUUACUGCAAAUGUAUAUCCGUUUCUGGAAUCCUUUUAUCCCGUAAACGACUGUUUCGAAAAUUUUCAUCUAUAAACUGAGUUUUCAUUGCUAGAAUUAAGAAGUAGAUGAUGUUGAGCACAGGCUGCGAUGUUGUGAAAAGCAUUUACGGAAAGUGAUUGUGAAUAAAAGUGUACACGUAUCCAGUUUUGAUUAAUUUUGUCACCAUCCUUGCGACCAUUCUUCAUCCACCCAUAUUCCUCUCCAUCUCUAGAGUCUUAAGCCGAAGGAGGACUCUGAGGAUGAAGAUAUUGAAGCGUAAGCCACACUACAAAUUCCGAACUAACUGAUCAACAAUUUUCCCAGCUGUUUUAAUUGAUAGUGUAGAUGUAAAGUUGAGAUGUUUGCCUUUGGAUAAUGGACCUUGGGGCAGAAAGAUGUUACUACGUUUCCAUACCCACGAAAAUAUAAGACACCUCUGUACUUAUUAAAGUGCGAUGUAACCAAAUGAGCAAUAACUUUGUAUCUGAUCUCUAUGGGUCAUAAACUGCCUUUAAAGACCGACGAAUGUUUGAACGAUCCAUGUUAUAUUAACGCCUGACUAAAUGACUGAAAUACAGGUACGAUGGCGCGGACUUUAGUAUAAAGCGAACUUCCUCGGAUCAAUUUCUGCGGACGCCCUAUAUUAGGUUUCCAAAUGAAUUAUGAAAUAAAACAUUCUACUUCAGGUUAGCUCUAAAAGCUAGAAGCUAGCCUUUGUUCGUUCAACUUGGGGUUAAGAGACGGGGCUUUUUUGCCAGUAUGUUGUAUUGGUAUUCCUACACUAUCUUCCCAGUUGUUCACUGCAAAGAUAUUCGUUGCAUUAAAUUUGGAAAUAUUUCAUUAAACCCCAGAAACAUUCUUCGGCCCGCUGGCGUUCAACUGCGACCCGCCGUCUUUCAUUUCUCAUUGUUCAACGGAGAAGACUAUCCAAGAAGUGCGUCUCGGCAGCCUUUCUUUGAAAUGACUUUGGUAGCACCCUAUCUCACAUGUAUUUUCAAUAGGACUGUGUGCGUAUCUUCACAACAUCUCAAACUUUGAACCCACCGCAUCAAAAGUACAUAUUAUAUAGAACUGCGGCGGGCUAUGCGCGUCUGAUCACUGAAAUUAUUUAUAUCUCUACUCUUACUUAGAAAUCGUUACUCAGUUGCAUUAUAUUUUUUCCACACUAUUUUACCCAUGACGUACACAUUCUAUGUUAUAUUCCGUGUGUAGCUAACAGGUAGCGGCAAAAAGGUCCUCCAUGUCUAGAUAUAUCGCAUAGUUUUUACAGGCCGUUCAUUCGCCCAAUGGCAUCGCCGACGAGGACUAGCCAGAGCAGCAUGCAAUCCAUGAAAGGGCGGUGGCCAAAAUCUAAGAGGGCUUGUGAGGUUUGGUGACCAAAUUAGCAGUUGUAAAUAGCAACCAGUGUAAAAGAGGAAAACAAAGCACAUGCCAAUUCAUGUUGAGCUCCUCAUCUUUGUGUCCAUGCCACCCACGCAGUUUGGUAGCUUUGGUUGUUAAAUGAAAUUAUGUCAGUUCGCGCGAAGGCCUUUUCCCAUUCGCGUAAAAUGCGACAAGUCAAUAAGGUCUGGCAAAUGCCUUUGCUAAUCUGCGCAUCUAAGCGCACGUUGAAUGAGGCAAAACGGUCCUGCUACAGGAUGGUUAUGCAACCAUCCACUUCGGAGUACAUUCUCUGUUCGGCCAAUCUUGCAUAUAGUUUUCAACUUUUAUUCCCCUACCUAAGUGCACUUAACAGCAUUUGAUAUGACCAUGGUCAGGCCAGAUGUAUAUCUGACCGAAAGGCAUGCAAUAGUGCGAGGUGUCCUAGAAUGGAAAAAUCUUCUGGAGCGGUUUCAAGAUUGAUUAAUCCCGAUUUGCUUUGUGUAGGGUAGCAUGCUGCCUGUGUCUGUGAAGCAGUUCAGCUCUAUCACCAAACUAAACUCGAAAGGGGUUUUGCAUGAACGAUGUGUAUUGUUUCAAUAAAGUUCCCGUAUCUACGUAAAUUCCAUCAUAGGAACAAGAUCUGAAUUGCACUUAUUUUAGAAUUUGGUGUUUGACGAGAGUUUUUCCGGUUUUACCAAAGUGUAUUAAUUCAUACGUAUUACGAGACACUAUCUACAAUUUUACUUCGUCACUGAGUCUCAAAAGUACACUCUACUAACUAUACUUAAACAAUUCCAGAUAUUCGCGUUGAACGCUCCAUUGAAGACGUCCUCCAAAGUACACCACUAGUGUACAUGUGAUCGCUUCAGCCACUAGGCCCUUGCCUAGAAACUACCUCGCUUUCCACGACCAAUCAGCCUGCUGUCUUUAUACUGGGUCGGCUAUAGCUGCACCGUAAUAAGCUGAAGUCAAUUUCUAAGGGAUUCAAUUUACUUUCAAAACAAAUAUUUAUGAACCCCAUUUUCUCAUGUAUUCUUCCACAGAAAGACCGAUGGCCCCUGUGCACCUCGGCUUAUCGCGAAUAAACAUGCCCCGGGCGUCAUCUCACAUCAAGAAAGUAACCAGCACAUCUGUUGAGAACGAAGAUAACAACAGUUUACAAGACGUAACGAAAAAUAUUUACUCCCACGAGGAAAGUUACCAAAAAGAAAUAAAAUACCAUUCGAAAUUACUCCCCCAAAGAAGGUACCUUGUGCGCUGAUGCGCUAGAAGGCAAAACCCAAGCGAAAGGGUGCUUCGAACACUACGGGAGUUCCCAUGCCAAAACCAACCACGUGUCCGUGUCCGUUAAAAGACAACUAAAAACUAUCUGACACAGAUAAUCCAAAAUCCAUCAAACAGAUUUUGCACCCCGGUUUCUACUGGGUUGGUCAUUUCGAUAGAACAGUGGUCGUUCAUCCAGCUAAAUAUGUCAUUUCCGGUGCAGUAUAUCGUACCAAAACCGAGAAAGCCGCUUCCACCAGUGUAUUUGAACAUCCGUUAGUGAUAAGGAAACGAUGACAUCCAUUCUAACUUGUCUUAUGCGCAUUGAACUCGCGAAACCUAAGCGGCAAAAACCCACAUCGUUAGCGUUUGCCCAACAAUGAAAAACGCGAAGGCCUGGAGACAAUGCACUCAGAUGAGACAUGAAUCAGUUGAUAGGCUGUUUUCGGUGUCCUAUUAAAAACCCUAGGAGGCAAAAAUGGACAAUCUCAGCCAACUCCGAACUAAUGACGAGAUACAAUAAAUGCGUAUUAGCACAUGCUCAAACCGACCCCAGAAUUUUUGUCCUGCAUGAUUAAAAAGCUAGCUGUUUAUCUACGCUUCCCAUACAUUCGUCAAUAACCCGCCCAGCCGGUCCUGAACAUUUAAUUGAGAAACAUUUUCAACUAGGAAAGUGCUUGAACCAUUUCUCAUCUAGGCAUAUAUUACUUUUGGUUUCCUGCAAACAACAGUCAUUAAAGUUAGAUGCCAAGUGCCUUUCCCUUUUCUGGAAAGAUGUGUAUUUCUCAAGAGCACCAAGUAAGGACAAAUCUUCACGAAACAUCCGUUCUGUUUGUAGUUACUGUUGUUCUGGGUUAAUUGCUCCAACUGCUUGAAACACAGAAAACCAGACAAACGUCUUCUGCUUUACCUCUACUGAUAAUUUGAUGGCAGAACUCACUCACACACGAAGACAGCCGCUUUAUUAAAGGAGUUAGUUUGAGCAAAGAGACUCUGCAGCCAAACCUUAUCAAAAACACUGAAUCUUGAGUGAGUCAUUCAAAACUUGUAACCGACAUCAAGACGGCACCAUUUUCUGAGCCGCAGGACGUUGCCAACGUCCCUCCACCGCUGCUGUUGCCGAGAGCAAAUUGGCAGCGAGCCUGCAUGUGCCAGUAUGCUUGCAACCAGGCCACUAAGGUUCACAAGCACAUGCAUGCACAGUCCUAGCGUCACCCACACCAUGCCCCCACCUGUUGGUGUUUCACAACGCGAAAGUUGCUCUCUUAAUCCUGGCAUCUACUUGAGUUCCUACGGGCAAGUGACGAGGGUGGAGUGAAGAACACCGUUAGUGAGAUCUGAAUUCUCAUGGCCAUUAAGACGCACAAAGAGAGUUGUGUAGUUCCAUUACUGCAGUACACGCAUUGUUUGGAGCUGGCAAAGGGACGUUUCGGAAUCGGUAUCGUCUAAUUCCUCAAGUGGUCGAAGUGCCGACAAGCAGAGCUGUCCUUUUUGAUCGUGCUCGUCAAUUCCAGGUGCAGUACAAGUCCAAAAAGCUCACUCUGAGGAAGGCAGUAUUGAAUGUAUUUAUUGCAGCUUUCAAGUUUCCUUAGAAAUUAAUCGCUACGUUUGAGUAACCCAGUCUAUUUGAGACUUAUAGGUUCAGACUGGAUUUUAAUAUGAUGACGCGAAGUCGAAGAAGAAACUGUACAUUAAAAGGUACGAAUGUAAAACCGGAAAAUUAAACGACAAGUAGUAGUCUCCAGAAUUCCGAUCAAGAUACAACACUGCUGAUGCCGUAUGGCGUAAGGCACCUUCCAUAGUGAGUACAUUGUGGGGACUCGAAACAAUCCACGAAGUGUUAGGACUCUUGGAGUCUAACCACGCUUGAAUAGGCGUCAACUUAAGUGCGAGAAAUAUAUUCGUUGGAUUACAUUAUUCUAGAUCUUCUAAUAGGGACUUCUAAUUUUUACGGCAGAUCUCAGUGAUAUUUUAAAUAUAACCAAUGCUUUUGAAUACAGAAUGGCAAAAGCACCAAAUUUCAAGCAACCCAUUUAUAACACAGUUCGAGGUUUAUAUGUUCAUAAAUUUCGGUCGAACCUGUGCAAAUGUACAGUAAGUAUUUUGUAAAAGUGUGUCAGUGCAAAACGGCAUUAAAGUAGUAAGUUUCGUGCAGGCAGUUUAGAAAUCAAUUAACAAGGUAGAAACGAUUAAAGAUAAUAGUUCAUUGCAUUAGGCUAACUGCAGGCGGGGUUCCUGCGUUAAAUUACACACAGAUAUUCGGAAAAUUAACUAUGGCCACAGAACUAGGACAGUUAACACAAAAUUUAUUUAAGAAGAAAACCCGAUCUCACCUUAACUCAGAUUGGCAGGCACUGUCGUAAGGACUUCGUUCACUUUUUCACUAUUCUGUAGACUACCCAGAAUGUUCUCUUUGUAUCUACGCUGGCUAGAAUCCAAUACGUUCGCGAAGUUCUAGUUGUUGGCGUUUUGUAUUCUUUACCCAAGCAAUAGACUUUUCCUUAACUCUCUGCACGCAAAGAGCUUGUGAUUCCAUUUUGUAAACUUUCGUCCAUCUGUGAACUUGAUACAUGAUUUUACAGGCCUACCAAGAAGGUCAAGGAGGAAUUUCUACUGAACUGUGCUUCAGGAAAAUAAAAAUUGAACCGAAAAGUUUUUUAUCGAGGAUAUUCCACAGAUUUUAUGGCAGUCCGUAGUCUGUCUUUAUACUGGGUGCAUCACAGAUACUACAAUCAUUCCCCCGUUUUCAUAACAGAGUUUAUUAGUAAAUGCCUCACUAUAUAGUCAUACCAAUCCACGAACACGCAGACAUUUUCGACACGGACAAGAAACUAAAUUCGAGGUUGCCUAUUUUCGAGGAUUCUGUUACGAGGUUUGAAAACGUUUGUUAGACAUUUCAAGACACACGCAUGGAAAAUGAAUACUCAUGCGCGAGCAAAAUUGUUUCCUUCGAUGGAAAUGAAAUAAAAAAUAAAUUUCGAAAGUAAUAAUUAAGGAGGCAAGUUAAUGUUCUUUCACAUUUUCAGGCUGUUAAAGUGUAUAACCGCAGUGAUCUUUAAUAAAAAAUGCGAGUACCCUGUAUUUUUGAUCAGUGUGUAGCUUGCAGAUUCUUUAAGAAUGCCGCUUUCAAAAUCACAGUAUAUGGCGGUUAAUCAACCGAUCAAAUUUUUAGGAGUAAUCAUCGCAUUUCCACCUUGCGAUCAUACCAGCUAUUUGUAUAGCUCUUGUUGUUUUAUUUCCUCAUUUGCGGUGUAAGAAGAAAGCUUUUGUUAACGGAUAUUUUCCUCCAUCAGCCUCCGCCGUAAAGGCUGCUUUUACCGAUAAUGCUUUUCUCUUACAUAGAAGGGUUUGUUUUCACCAAAGCGCUCGUCAGGGUGCAUACCUUUAUCAAACUACACAAAGAGAUUAACUGGGACAGCGAAUGUUUGCACUGCGGUUCCAGUCACCCUGCUUUGGUUAUCAUCCAAUCAUUUUAAAUCUGGCCAAACCUGAACCAGUGCGAUGUUUGAUUUCCUGCGAAAGCUAUGAAAUUGCUACUGUUCCUAUUUGUAGUGGACACAGAUGCAUUUUCUGGUGUAAAAAAAUUCUUCGGAUCCGAUGAAGACAAAGAAUUUGUCGAUCCAUUCACCGUCGUUCAGUUCGCAGGGAAAGAGGUUCGUAUGUCCCAUUUGUGUGCUGCAUAAAUAUCAAAUUAUCAUCCACUUGAGGCUAAAGCUAACAACAACUAACCUUGGGACCUUUUAUCUGCAGAUAAAAUCUUCAGUGAAAAAGGGAACAGAUCAUCCAGAAUGGUACGAGGAAAUGAAACUUGCUGUGCAGGUAAUUAUUUGAGAAAACGCAAGACCAUUUUUAACCGCAAGUACUUUAAGCAGGUUAUACUUGCAAUAUAUUUCCUUGUUAAUUCUCAGAGUACACUACUCUUUUGUAAGUCUUUGUUUGCAUAUAAAAGUGAAGAACGACUUUUAAGUGAAGGCAGUUGAACACAAGAUGUUAUUGUCGCAACUGGUGUUAAUCGGCUGUACUUAGACUCAGCGUGGACUAGUGUAAGGGAGGAGAAAUUAGAUUGGGAAUUUAUGCGAUCAAGCUUAUUCACCAAAACCAGCUUUUUGUAAUACUUGCGGAACUGUCGACUUUCUUUAGGCGAAUGCAAUAAAACCAGGAGGAUGACUUUUAAACGCCUUGUCUUCUUUUUCUUUCAGUUUCCAUCAAUGUGCGACAAACUUGUCAUUACUGUUUAUGACUGGUAAGUUUCACGGAGCUUAGCUUUACGCAGACCCCCUUUGCCCUCAGUCUUUUUUCCAUGCAUGCAGAUUAUGGAGAGCAAAACAAUCGGAAACGAGAGCACCUUUCUGGCAAUACUGCCUCGAAAUUUAUUUUGUCAUAGAUACUUCGCUUCUUGUUUUUUUUCAAUCGUACUUUGGUCUUCUACUACAGAAGGCAGCAAAGAAUAAGUGCCGUUUUCGUAAGAAAAGAACAAAAAAGCAAACUACAGACAACAUGUAUCAUGAUUUUUAAAAAGAUGCAUUAAGUACUGACGUCCAUAGUAAUGGAAGUCAGUGACAUGAAUUUGUGGGCUUCUGCUCAGUAUGUGCGUUUGGUUUGAAGCUAAACUGAUAACUAUAAGAAGGAGGCUGGCGAGAAACCGCUGGUUGCCCUAACCUCCUAAAAUCUCUAGACGGGCACUUAAGCCCCACUUAUCCGACCAAGUACCUAAAAUGUAAAGUUUGACCUUGCAUAUGGGACUCUCAUAUUGUUAUUAAAUCAACAAGGAAUUUUGGAGUGACCUGUGAGCGCGGAUAUGAGAGGAGUAAUAAAUCGCAGCAAAGUUUUUAUCAAUUCCACGUUGACCGAUUAUAGGAGAUUUGAAGUGGCUGUCAAACAACAGAAUUACUGGAAAGAAGUUUUUCAUACCGCAAACUUGGCAUGGAAAAGAUAUGUCUUCAAGUGGCCAGAUGAUAACGUUUGAGCUGAUUUCUGUGCGUCUAACGGCACGGCUCGGCUCUACUAACAGCGUAAAGAAUUCCAUGCCUAUGUAACGCCCAGGAACAUACGUACCACAAGAUCCUCUUUGGUCUUCGUUGCGCGUGACAUUUAGGAUUAAGGUCCAGCAACUUUUAUGCACUUACUUUGUAAUGUCCAUUAUAGCCUCUCUGUUAACGUCUAAUACAGGGACAAAGUAUCGAAAAAUGACCCCGUUGGAACAGCAUACAUCAACAUCAAUGACAUUUCCGCACUUCGAGAAGGCGAAGACGGUUAGUUCCCACAACCGCUAUUUUGAGCGUCGUUGCGUCAUCAAGCCUAACCAGACUCAUCGUUUAUUCUGCACAGAGACCUUUCACACCGCAAUCAUAUUAACCAUGUCUAAUACACCUGCGUUUGCCAGCUCUGAUCAGCACUAACGUAUUGCCGAAGAUCCAUUUGAGCGCAAAAUCCUUCCUGUUUACUCUAUUGCACCCUUACAAACUACUUUUUCGUCCGUUGAGAAGGGAGUAUUUCUAAGUACAAACGUCAGUCGCCGGAAGGACUGAAUUCAGGAUUGGUGUUGAUGCCCAUUGCACUGAACGUACCUGUAGACUGACUAGAUUCUGUCAACAUCGCAUUGGAUUACGCGAAAGACGUUAAUUUGGGUUAAGAGAUUUCCCAAGUAACAUUUAAUUCCUUGUAAUACAGGGACAAAGCAACAUCGGAUGACCCCAUUGGAAGGCAUUACCUAAAACUGAAUGAGAUCGCCUUCCAAGGAGAAGUUUCUGGUAGGAGGAUGCAAUUUAGGAAUGGGGUUGAUCAUGUUCGGAAAAAAAUAUUUUGUGCUUUUAAACUUCGUACACCCCAAUGCAUGCGCGCAUCAUUGCUUCUGAAUGCACUAUCUCUGCACGUACACUGCUGUCAGUGUUUGCAUGCUAAACACAUCAACUUUUAAAUCGCACGCUCUCAUGCUUUGAAUGGUACGUUAUUUUUGGAAUAAAAAAUUGCAAUUUAUUUGAAAGGUCUGCAGACUAGUACCUGCUAUACUUAGACCGAAAUAUCGAAGGCUGCAAAUUAAUGGGCCACGACAAGAUUGGUCUCAUUAGUUUUCCCUGUGAAAAACAGCUUUAAGCCAACUCUAAACAAGCAUCUCUCCCGGGAUCGUGACCUCAUCCAGUGAACCCGUGGCAUUCAACGAAAUUCUCCGGUUCACAUGAUUAAACUUAUAAUCGCACAUACCCCGCUCGGAAUGUGAGCAGCAUCUUCACAAAGGCUAGAAAAAGGUUAGAACUCAAUGCCAUCUGCGAAAUCUCGGGCCAUCGUAUAGUGUUGCCCACAAAGACGGAUGAAAAUUGGAUUCCCUUUCCGGCUUAGUUACCGUUAUCAUUCACUACUUUCCAACCUCUAGGACCGGGAUACCUGUGAAUUGGUCCCCAUUGACUUGCCAGUUAAAUAUUCGGGGCAGACGAUCUAUGCUCUGGGCAUCUAGUCACCUCCUAUCGGCCUCUGACGGCAACCACGUCAUGAAUUAACAUUCCGCGUUGUUUUUUAUUGGCCGGCGACAACUCAGAUAGUGAUUGCUGGUUACCAUACCGUAUCUUGCAAGAAGCCUAGAUCCCUAAUUCCAAAAGAAACCAGUAAUAUUGAUUUGCACUCGGCAAUUAGGAUGGGCCGACAAAGACUAGGGUCCUGCCGAAGGUAUAGGAAAACUCAAUGGAACUCUCCUAAAAGUGUUAACCCUUUGAGCAGUGUUCGACAGAAGUCACGUUUCGAUGUGGGUUCAUUUUGUGUAUCGGAACGAAUGAUACAUUUGGGUCUAUUACGCGUGUGUGCUGGUUUCAGAUUCUAAAACAUCUUAUCUGACUGUCCAGUAGCUGGGCGUAGAACAAAACAUAAUUGCAAAGCACACGCUGCUUUUAUUGAUCUUACUACGGCCAGUAUAUUAGCAUGACAAAUGUGCAUAACUCCGGUAGCCUUAUUAUUGGUAUAAACGUCAUAGAGUUUGCAAUGGGUAGGUUGUUUUGAUAAGGAGCAGACAAGAAGCGUAGGCCCUCAUGGCGCAUUAAGGUUGAAUUUUCAAAGUCUGAAUCUGAUAGAUUAAUUACGAUAGGUCCAAUGGAUUGCGUCCGUAGUAUAAAUCCUUUUUCGAACUGUUAUAAUUUUGUUUUGAUGGUAUGGGCUUAGAUAAUUCCUUUGAGCAGACCGCCUUUUUGAGAUGAGUGUAUGCGAACAAGUGAUUCCCAUUCUGUAAAUCCUUCGGAAAUCCGGAAGAGUCUUCGAAUCCAGCAUGCCCAAAUGAUCGUUUUUUCAUAAAAGGAUCUGAGAAGCUUCAUUUAGACAGAAACGAUUUGACUAAAGGCUACUCAUUACUCCCCGAUACUUCAGGCUAUCUGCCAACGUUUGGUCCAACAUUUGUCAACUUAUACGGGUCCCCACGCGAGUUUUCGGCUCUCGGCGACAAGUACGAGGCAUUGAAUCUCGGAAAAGGUGAAGGCGCUGCCUAUCGAGGCCGGGUUUUCUGCGAAUUAUCUACUCAGCUCACGGAUGAACCCCAAGAAAGCGGAAUCGUUCCAAUUAGCGAUGAUAACAAACAGCGCGUGCAGGUAAUUUUACCGACCGUACAUACUGUAUAGUGAUUAGAUAGUGCGCAUUUUACAAACGAAGGCACUUAUAUACAGACUUUUUAAAAUAAUCCCAAUUGUUAACAGCAAAAACUAGAAGCAUAAAUGUUUCCACACAGUUUUACUACUGAUCUAAACAUCUUCGAAUUAUAUUGCUCAAAGACAAAAAUUCGUGACAGGCUAUCAUCAUGUGUUUUUCCGAUCCCAGAAAUUCAUGAGACGCCGGAAGUUUAUGCUGCACGCAGCCUUCUAUCAGGCCAAUAUGGUAGACGUUACCGACGCCCCCGUCUCCUUCGAAGUAAGCAUCGGCAACUUUGGUAACAACCUGGACGAGACUAUCGGACCAUCUGCUUCAACCACACACCCAACUAAUGCAGUUUUUGAUGGCUGCUACUACAACUUCUUGCCAUGGGGGGACUCCAAGCCCUGCGUCAUGGUUGAUUCGCAGUGGGAAGAUAUUUCUUACCGACUAUACGCAGUGAAUAUGCUUUCACGCAUUUACGACGAUCUGGUAAGACUUGAUGAGCGUGCUUUUUCUAUGAGACUUCACAAGCGUCGCUGGUCCUCGUGAAUGCUUUUUAUGACAAGGCCAUAAAUAACGUUCCGUUAAUGUGUCUACUUUUUAACUAAAAGUACGCAUUUAUUCUAACUUUAAUGUUUAACUUUUCUGAUAUAGGAAUACGGCAUAGAAGGCAUUGAGAUGAGCCUGAAAGUGGAUAUGGAAGAGCAAGACCUCGCAAAUACCGUCAUUACCUGUCUCGACGAGUUGAUUCUAAACUGCUCGUACGUCAGAGUAUUGUAUUUAACCUUUCUGAAGUCUUUCUCUUCCUCUCAGCCACGUUUUUAAAGUUAUUUCUCCAUAGCUUCUUGUAAUGUAUGUCCCACGCACCGACUAAGGGUGAUGCUUGAGCGCUUAUUACUGAAAGUAGUCCGAGAAAAAGCGGUAAUAGUUAUGAAAAGGACGAUAAAGGUGACUAUAAUAAUAAUGGUGUUGGGGGCGGUAGCGGUGAUGGUCGUCGUCGUGGUGAUGAUGAUUCUGUCAGACGCCAAUUACUCUGGAGGUUUUAUCUUAUACCUUCUGCACACAACUCAUACCAGACCUAAGCUUAUAAGUUGCAAUACGGCGUAUUUUGACGCUCAAGUAUACAAGUGACUUUGGCCAUGUGGAAGACUGCCGACCAGUGCUGAUGUCCAGUUGUUUUGGUCGCUUCGGUGAUGCUUCCUGGCAAACAGCAGCUUGCGUUAGGUGCCCCAGACGCCAUAUUAAACUUUUAUCGCCUCAGCAUCCUCUGGCGUCCAUUUUAUAGGCAGCUGGAAAUUGAAAGCUUCCGGUUCGCAGUUUAUUAACUCUGGUUGCUUGUAAGUGCGGUAUUCAACAUUGCCUUUCUCACUUUGGAACGUCGGUAUUGCCAACAUUCGAAUCUGUCAGCAGAAUUGAUAUUUCUUUUCCCUGCAUGGUGCAAUUAACCGUGCAUUGAAGCAGUCAGCUACAGGCAAAGGAUGAGGUGUUGUACUCUUGUACUCCUUGUGGAAUAUUGUUGUUUCUGUGUGUAUACCUGCAAAUUUUGAUUGGAAACUGUCUCGCACUUUAUCCUCUCUGCUUCAUCUCAGGACAAAACUGCCUGAAUGGCAUGAGGCCUGCACACCAAUCAACGAACUGGACAAGAAUAUUCAACGCCUUCGGGAGGAUGACAUUAAGUCCAUUGUGGAGCAGGCAACCAAACUGAGAGAGGAGGCUACCACGGUGGAGGAGGUCAUUCCUGAGCUAAAGCGCUAUCUUGCUAUGAUCAAGAAACUAAUAACUGAGGUAAAUUGAAUGAAAGCACAACUUUGACUGAGUCUACUCCUACGCCGCUGAAUAUAUUGCAUCUUAGAACACCCGAUAGAAAUAGUCUGGGUUGACAUGUAGUGAGCGUUCAACCCCUAAUCCAUCUACAAUUUUGAGCAAAUAUUUCUCGACCCGAUAAGGUCAGACCAGGUUAGAUGGUAGCUGCGUACAACGCGCGUCCUGCUACUGAACUUACUCACCUUGGGCUGCACAGCCUUCAUGAGAUUGUAAGCAGUGCGUACAACUGGUGUGGGUUUUGUACUCUUUCUCGCCUCAUCUUCUUUUAACCCCGUCCGGCCUCCUGCAGCUGCUUUUCUUCCGGUUGGGAAGUUCCUUUUUGUUUUACUUUUAGUUGUCCUGUUUACUUGACCCACGGUACCAGCAAGUCCUAACCUGCACGCGAAUUGUGAUCGGGAGAAUUUCGUUGCUAGUAGAUAUGCCAUACAUAUUAGAUAUGUCUAGCUCCAACUCAAGUUUGCUGUGGGAAAUCACUGAAAAAUUAUUAAGCUAGUGGAAUAGGGUAUGAAUGUUUUAAUGAGCAGAGUGCUGACCAAACUGUAUUAAGGAGGGACAUAUAACGCUUAAGAUGACGUGGUCAGCACGCCACUGUUAUGAUGCUACUCCUGCAUUAUUGGGCUCGGCCAAAUAAUGACAAAUGAGAAGUGUCGAGAAUGGUGCAUUGCCCUUGAGAAUCAACUACGUGCUGACGUCUUUCUGCUAGACUAAAGUUUAUCAAUUUGCAGCCAACCAUUUAUAACAAAACAAACAGACUGAUCGAAGCUAACUCAAGUUCAUUGGCGAACAGGAAAACGUGUCGAGCACCCCAAAGAUAUGUGGACGCACGUUGCUUGUGUCUAUGUAGUUCCACUUUAGUCAUAGCUUAUUUUCUUUCUGUUUCAUUUUCCCAAAUAUUAAAACGCAGAUCGAUAGGAUCCGACGUUAGAGAAUAUCUUGUCCACUAUGUUUUAUUCUUCUUUGAUGUGCACUUAUUUGAUUAGCUUCCUACUACAAGAGGCUCUUUUUAGGGGAGUAAGUGCAGUAAGCCUAAGAUUUUGCCUUGUGACCGCUUAAAAUUUCAGGCACUAUGUAGAGAUAGGGAAAAGUUUUAGUUUGUGCUUAUUUCCCGUUAAUAGCUUGGGUAGCUUAGUUACUCGAAAGGAGUAGACAUGAGUGGGUUACCUAUGCGAUUUCUUGUACAUUUGCUGGAAUGUUCUGCAGGCUUCCUCAGAAGUGUUUAACAGUCAUGAAUGAACCUGUCAGGCAAUUGAAAAUAUUAGUAGUUUUAAAAAUUGCAAUCUUUUCCACGGCAAACUAUGAAGGACAGGAAACUAUCACGGUUGGCAAUUGUGUGUUGUGAGAGGCAUUCAAACAACCGACGUCCCGUUCUACCCCGGGCCCUCUACCGCUGAAGUAGGGGUGAUACCCUUCCAUACCAUGUUUGCGCCCUAUUUUUAUGGUACGCCAGUGGCAAUUUUAUACAAGUAAGAAAUCGUGGCUUAUGGUGAUAGAGGGGCGAUCACCGACCACCUUACGGAACUCACUCAUCCCGCUGUGUCUUGGGGCCCUCUCUCCCUCGAGCGCCGCCAGCAGCAGCCGCACAGAGACGUUAGGCUUCUAACCAACAGGUCGGGGGAUCGAGCCCCAGCUGCUGCAUACCUCGAGGUUGCGUAUGGCUAGCUGACGUUGACUAAUAAGCCAGAAAUGGCCAUUCCAGUUUCUCUUGUCUUUGUCGGUAAUGCUAUUCAGCGUGGUCACUGCAAAAUUUGACCGUUAGAUAGUAUGGUCUAGCCAAAUCCAGACUGUAGAGCACCUUCACGUGAGAGGCCUUAUCAAGUUGGACACACUGAGCAUAUGCAAGCGUUGCAAGGUUGCGACAGAAGAGGAUGUUCAUGGAGCAUAUGUGAGGUUUGUCUGGCACCUACACAUUUUGAAUAUACAACAGCUUCAUUGGGGUAUCCUGGUCUUCUUUUUACAGCUGCUUUGAGCUUCCAAGUCUUCAUUAAUAAGUGCGUAAUUUCCUCCUGUAGCCCCAAAACAGUAUGCCCGACGUCAUAGUAUGGAUGAUAGCUGGAGAAAAACGUGUGGCCUAUUUCCGUAUUCCCGCCUACGAUUUGCUCUACUCUGAAGAAGAACUGUAUCGCGGCCGAUAUUGUGGUAUAACUCGGACUAUUCAGCUGAAGGUCAGUUAUUUUUGAGUCCUUCACCAAAAAUCAUACACUCUGCUUAAGCAAAUGUUAUCAUUUACGAAUAAAAUACCAGCCUGCCUAGUUUCGCGCAGAGUCCAAUUGAAGUUUUACGUCUUAUGUGUCCUCCUCCUAGGUUCCUAUGUUAAACACCGAUGAUAAGGCCGAACACUGGAAGAUACCUGCGCAAGUUCGUUUAUCGUUGUGGCUGGGGUUGGAGAAGGAUCAAGCAAACUGGCUUGAACGCAACGACGAGGGUCAUGUGAUUGUCGUCGCGGAAACAGUGCGUUGAUCCGUCUGAACUACUGAAAUAGUUUCAAUAACAAAUAUCAUUGUAUUUAAAUAUUCAACUUCCUUUCAUCUAGUACGAGAACCAGGCCAGCAUUGCUGGCAGCUGGAGCUCUCGAAAGCCUCCCCUCACUCGGAGUCCAUGGACCGAUGUUACCGGCAAAAUGGAAUUGCCGAAAGAGGGCUUCGUUCCACCAGAGGGGUGGAAGUGGGAUGGCGACUGGGAAGUUAGCCCCGAGAUAUCUCUGCUGUUCAAGAAGGUAAGGCUCCAUACGGUAAACAAUUAACAUAUUGCCGUUAUAUGAAGCCCUGAAACAGCCUAGAUAAUCCAUUAAUGAUUUAAAAUCGAUAAAAUCUUGCGUUUUUAGAGCACAAAGACUACAUUGUUUUUAACCUAAUGACCAUUAAUGUGACAAUGCCCUGUAGCACCACACUACACGAAAUGUGAAACUUCUUUCAUUUUGCAUGUUUUAGGACGCAGGAGCAACAAGUUUCGUGGAAUCCAUUUAUUAUAAUGAGACGAGGACUCCUGUAACAGGCUGGGCUCCGGCUUCGGUACCCUACACUGACUCGUCAGGCGAACCGAAGACUUCGAUCGAUGACUUUCCCCUCCCUGAUGGUUGGGUGUGGGAGGAUGACGCUUGGCAGGUGGAUCUUAGCAGACCGUGCGAUGAAGAAGGUAGCUCAAAUCGCAGCACAACCUGGGACUUUUUGUUCGCAGGGUCUUUUUUAUCCGCUCAUACUAACCCUAUAUUUCCAUCUUAUACGUAAGGAAGUAUAAUUCUGGUUAAACAUCAGUUGUGUGACACCUAUGUCUUGUAGCACUAAGCCAACCACAAGUAAGAUGUUGGGCUUUAUAAACGUUCAUUACUAUCGCUCCUUGAACUUAUAUUUAGGUUUCGAAUAUACCGUGGAUGCCAAAGUUGGAAACUACGUCGCCGUAGAGAAAGUUUACCAUAUGGCCCGCAGGAAGCGCUUGACUCGCAAACGUGUUGUUUCUGAUCCGACAAAGAGUGUAAAGGAAGAUGUAAGUGGCAAUUUGGAUCCUGUUACUAUUUUUUACGUUUGACAUCUGUCUAAAAUGGUCAUUCUGUAAUACCCGAAAUCUUGCCAAAAUCAUUAAAUUAAACAAGCCCAAUGUUUUCCUCCUAAACCAAUUGCAAACCAGGUUAUCCUGUCUUCUGCCAGGCAAGCAAUACUAGUUAUUAUAAGUAGUUGGCCACAGCCCGAAGGGUAAAACGUCACCUGAGGGACUAAAAAUAAACUGGUUGCAUGUUGUCGUAGACAAUUCACAAACGCCCGCAAAAUGGGAAAAGUCGGGCGAUAAUAGCCAAACAAAUAGACUAGGAAGAAGUCAGAUCAUCUGAAAUGCUAUUAUUGGUGUCCAAACACCUGCGAUUUGUGGAUGUUUGAUCAAAUAUCACUGGCCGUUAAGGCCUUCUACAAUAACCCUGUUAUUCCGGCGAAAUUUCAUGGCAAGUCGAUUCAAAAUCGUAGAACUUUGCCGGAAUAAGGGCUUAGAGUAGUACUUGUUGAAAAAACUCCUAUGCCACGCAGAAGGCUAAAGAUGUUUAGAAGAAGUCAUAUUAUUUCAGUAGUGGAUGAGAACGACAACCCAGACCUUACGUUCAGGGUUACCGUUUUGUCCAUCUUGUGACAUGCUGGCUGGGCAUAGAACCUCCACCAAUGCGCCAAUCAAACGUUCUAUUGAUUGACUCGCAUCUUCCAACGGUGUACGAAAGCAUUCCGAGGUGCAUUGAUUUUUUUGACCCGCGGGCACGAGCUUUCCGGAAAAGUCGGUUUGUUUUUUGGCUCUUAAAGAGUUCUCCAGGAAAAUUUUGGCGUGUUUUCGCACAAACUAUCAUACAUCAUUAGUUUUCAAAUUUGACGUACCAAUGAUACGUUUACUCAAACGGUCGCGGGUACCUCACGGAGAUGUUUGGUGUCAUAAUGAAAAACGUCCCUAUUAAAAUCGGGGUCGUUGAUAUCUCCUUCACCAGUUAACGCUAUAUCCACUUAGAAUGCGUUUUAGACAGGACCGCAACAGCGUUGAUGGAGCUUUAAAAGAUGUUAAAUUAUUGGUCGCUGUAAAGUGUACUAUGUGUUCCUGUUCUACCCUAGAGUGCGCACAUCCAGCCUUUGAACUUAGCAAAGCGCUACUUUUUUUCUAGAUGUCGAUGCUAGGUAGAUGGCGGAGACUUCACCCUUUCAUUAUUUUUUCUGUAGCUCGUUGCUCAAAUGAUGUCGAAGAAGAAGGUUUGUUAAGAGUGCUCCGUUUAUUUCGCAGCUGCCUUAAACGCCGCUCUUAAUGCCCCUUCCCAUUCACUCCUAACUCAUGGAUAUUAAUUUGGUUCAUUCCGCUUCGCUUUCCCAUUAUCGUCCUCCCUCAAACCAAGUGAUUCAGUUUCCCGUGGUGUUUAACUUUUGUGUUUUUCUUUUGCUUUUCAGGACCAACGGCUAAGUCUCCUUGUACGUUUCAGACAAGUAGUCUCUCAUUUGCACUUGUCACUGCAGGCUGAAUGUUUCACAACACUUCUGUACUUGCACUUUAGUUGUCUUUUUUUCAAGGGCAAAGUACAAUCAGUUCACUGAUGCUAUCCCGGGCUGAUUAGAUACUUGCUUCUCCCUGCAUAAAAUGUUAGGUAUAGUUGCGCAAUCAACCCUGAAUUAAAUGCGGCGCUUACUCCUGGUUCGAGGCAUAAGUCCAUUUGUUAAUUCCAAUGUGCGUAUUACCUCUCUGUGGUGAGACUUUCGACUGUCGGAUGAAAUGUCACCCGAAAGACUAGUUGAGGGCGGGGCUGCAUUGCUAACGAUCCGAAUCGUGAGGCAUUCAAAAAUGAAUGAAAAUCUCUUCUCCGGUUUAGGAGAUUGGAGGUUGAAAUGGUCUUGCGGCUGUUCCUACCCCUUCUUCCGUUUAAGUUUGUCUUAUACAUGUGCGCAACGCAUUUAUGUGAGGACAUAGUACUGGUGACCGGCCCCGUUCAUCUCCGACCCCAGCAUACCGGACCACCUCGGUGUGCCCUCAUUCCGUCCCUCAAUGAGGCAGGGGAGGGGGGAGCCCUAAUCCCACGUAAGUUUAGUAGAAAUCAGAGCUCUGAAGGUCCUGAGAAGACCUACAACCUUGGGUCUUCCUAGUCCCAUCGACAGUGGGGUGUUCUGGUGGAGAAUAAACACGUACAAUUUUCUGAAAGUUCAACCAACGUAAGCGUGGUUCAGCGAACGCAAGUUGUUAUUCUGAAGUAAUAAUAUGAUUGGUUGACUGGUUGGCUGGUGAGAAACCUAGAGAUCUCUCUAAUCACUGGCGUCUUUUUAAUUCUACCCCCUUUCCAAAUAAAUAUACUGUCCUGAAGAGAAUUUAUCGAAAGGGAACGUAUGCUCGCCAUCUGGUCUUUUGAACCUACAGAUUAUUAAAGUGAAGGGCCAGAUGACCUGUCAAGAACUCCCUGAUAGGAGAUUUAUAAAGACCUUCUUCCGACUAUCACCGAUUUUAAAGCAUGUAUCAUUAUAAACGAGCUCUAAUUAUGCAGUCCAAUCGUUCGUAAAUCGAAAAGCAGGCGUUUAAUUCGGCAUUUCUUUGCCCCGGAGGUUGCUUUUAGGCACGGGUAGUUCUCUGGGCGUUUAACACAUUCGUCUGUCAAGUUUGACGGAAACAAGUAGCUCGUCGUGGUUAACUAGAUAACGUCACAUCGGUCGUCCGUUGGCCGCCUCUUUUUCGUGCCUGGCAUAGUGAGGAUUUGUGUGUUAAUUGGCUCCUAUCUGCCUGUCCUGUCAGCGAGGAAGUAAAAGGUGGUUUGCCUGUAUGCAUUAGGACUUCGACUCUGUAAAUCAGUGCAGAAAAGGGCAGGACAUUGUGAUGGGUUCAAGCCUACAGAGUCUACUCAUGGCAACCACUAUUACCUCACAGGAAACUGUUUCUGCCUUGGUAGAAGUUUUAGGUAUCCACACAUUAUUCACAAAUCAGAAAGGCGUCAUAUCGGUACCCAAUAAUGCUGAAUCUUGGCCACGUUUAUCACAGGAAUUUCAUCAUUUCGACAGGCAUUUACUAAGGAAGUUUAACACUUUGAGUAAACAGUAGGUCACAAGUCCAAAUUAGUUUGGACUGAAAUAGGAACUAUCUCAAGUGUACCGAUACCAAAAUGUUUUGGAUAUUUCUCCGAAUUUUGAACGUUUUAAAAGAGGGGGGAACAUAUAACCAAGGGUCAGAAGCCGAUGUGUCCGAAAUGGUAAAUUAAUGUCGAACCCUGUCUGCCAAACCGACACUUCCAGUUUUAUGUGAAAUCCCUCUGAUGCAUAGUUUACGUUAGCUCUGCUGGCUGCAUCAACGUUUCACAAAGCACCUUUUGACGUUGUCGUUUCAGAGCAGCAUGACCCCCGCCGCGGCGGAGGGUUGGGAAUACGCCCUGCACUUUACCAGUAGAUUCCACGCAACGAAAAAGACCACGGAUUCCGUUCGUCGGCGUCGGUGGCACAGAAGGAUGCUCCCAUUGAACCCGAAUAUUAUUGUGCCUGGCGUCUUCCAGUUCACCACGGAGAAGGAGGAGAGCGAGGUUAGCUGGCAAAACCAUAAAUGCCUUCAAUUAAUCAUUUCAGCUUUUGACUGUUUCUGCUCUUUACGAUAAAUAUCGGUGCUGUGUGCAACUAUUCUUGGAGAUGUACGCGUGUCUCACGACAAAAUAAUACUUAAAAACUUGCUGAAGUCUGGCGAAAGAAGCGGAAUCUCCAUUGAGAGAAAAUGUUCUUCAACGUCUGUGGUCUGCAUUCCAACAUUUCGUGCUUUUUAGCUCUGAGUUCAUCCGACUUUCGUCAAUCACAGCAUUAAUUUCAAGUUAUUACUAGUCUUAAAAUGUCUUCUCGCGUAUAAUUAUAUUCUCCCCAGGCUCAAUUAGUAAGUUCGAAGAUUCUGAUGGAGUUCAAAAGCGAAUCGCCGCCCACCUUUAAAUCCAGGCAAAAAGUUCGAGUGGAUAGUCUGAUGGGCUUCCUUUUCAAGUAUCAUCCAAAACUGUCUACUGAUCCCCUCCUUACUCCUCGCCCAAUACAAGCCUUGUCUAUCUCUGUGGUCAGAGAACAUUUUUAUUCAUGCUCUGCUAUUAAUUAAACGUCCUCUCAUGAAAUGUGACCCUAGGAAAAGAAGAAGAAGAAGGACAAGAAAAAGAAGGUGAGUGGCCUCUAACCAGCGCCAUCGCAGUCACUCCGGUUGCAUCAAACUUUCGAUUUUUAACACGCUAUAUCAAGCUUGCUCCCGCCCCAGCCGUGUUUUUCAGCGCUUGUUGUGUCUUUUUCCUCUGUUGGAACACAAGAGAUCAAGUUUUCUUGAAAUAUUUUGCCGAGUUUACUCAGACAUGUACCACGCAUCCUGACCUCAUUAGCAGUUUUCAUAUUUAACAUGUUUUGCAUCCAUAAGACGUGUAAGCACAAAUGCUCGAGCCUCACCAGCCGAUUAAAACCGACUAAUCCAGUCUGUAGUGAGUUACUAGAACAUCCUUGGUAUAAUUGUUCCCAAGGCUUACCUUCUGAUUAGACGUCGACUUUAAGUCAGCAAACGAACCAAUGAUCGUGCGUUCAUCUUCUGUGCAAUAAAAACCUGGGAUCCGCAUAUUCACUUCCAUCCGAACCAAUAAAAUUCCUUCCAACAACGAUUUAUAGUGUUACUCACUGAAGUAACACGUCUGAAAAUCGGUAGCCACGACGGGAAAGUUGAUAUGCCUGCCUUAAUGAACCGCCGCCGUCGAGAAUGAUUCAUGCGCGAUUAACAGAGGCGCGUUCCAAAAGUGCUACUGAACGCUCACUUGGUUCGCGGCGUCAGGGGCGCCCAAAGUGCCAGUUAUUAGUUCUAACGAUGAAAUGGGCAGCGGGCGUGGUCAGCCGUCGAAGGUUAAAGCCUUAUAGGAGUAAUCCACCAUAAAUUCCUUCGGUCACCUUUGCAAUCGUUCCCGUGGAUAAAAAUACCGUGUCCCCCAUGAGUGCGCUCUUUCAGCAAGACUGAAUCUGCAAACAAACCGGCGAUAAUCGUUAAUGUUGAAGGAUCUAGAAGCGCUACUUCAGUCUCAUCGGCGAAAAAAUAAGAUAUACAAUAUUUAUAGACUUUUUUGAAACAAAAGCAGAUUAGCCUGUUGCAAAUUCAUGAAAAACCUAGGCCGCAGUACACAGAUGCAGCGUCCACUUAAGGAUGACAGGAAGCUUGUAUCUGUCAAUUCAGAACACCAUCCAAAUAGUUGUGCUUAAUGGAAGCAAUUCUAGCUAGUUCUGAACAACACCUGUCAUAUGGCACGGCUACGAUAAGAGAAACAUCGGGCAGACAGUCGAUUUGAGUUGGGUAUUAGACCUAAGCGUUCAAUGAGUAACCCAUCUCAUGAAAUUUUGGCCGAAAUUCUGAAAUGCGCUUUCAAUUAGGAAGAAAUACUUACGUGGGGAAGUAAUAUAAAUUCUCACGCGACAUAAUCCUAUAACAUUUAAAACUUGUCAGAAUGUUGGCUUUUGAAUGAGCUCCUUUUCAAUUUCCUGUAAGGACUGCUGUUGGUAAAAAGUAACUACUUAAUUAGCAGGCGUUUUUUACGUUAACUUUUGAUGGCCCCAUAUAUUCAAAAAUAUUUUAUAGAAGACACACACAAAAAUAAUUUCUUCCGCUCAUUUGGUAGCAAAUCACGCCGGCUCACUUUCCCAACUCAAAGAAAGAGUACCUUUUAGUUUUAAAAAGAUAUAUAAUCAUGAGAUUUUUAAGACCGUGCAGUUGCCAUUCAUCCAGCAUUUUACCUGUCCUUUCAGUAAUGCUCCCCAUAAAGCAUACAACACAAUCCUCAUCGAUUGCAAAUUUUAUAAAAUUCACAUGGUAUCUUCAUAAAGGCAUACAGGAAUAUAUGAUUUUUUACGCGGAAAGUAUACACCUUAUAGCUGAAAUCGCUGAACCCAUAUGCAAACGCUGAUCUGGUUUGUUAUUAUUCGGGAACUAGAAAACCUUUCAAAACCUAAAUAUACGCUUUUCUCGAGUACAAAAUAUAAAAAUUACGCGAUAUGCUAUCAAGUGAAUAAGGCGAAAAUACUUUUGGGCGUUUUCUGUUAAAUAUAUUUAACUGUAUAGAGUGUUUGAAAAUCAACAUGAAAGCGCACACUACUUAAGUUGUCAUUAUUGCCGAGUUUGGCCUUUACAACAGGCCGCUAAGGAGUGCAUUCAAUCAACAUCCUGGCGAGUCAGAAAUGUCAUGGAAUUUUGCUGCGUGAUUAUUAAUAUUACAACCCCACCUAUGUAAUCUUUCUUAACCGAAAACGUAUUUCAGUAUAUCGGCUAAUAUUUGAUGAGAUGGACCACUGAAUUUCCAAGCCUAGUUGACAUUAACCGCGAAUCAGCCACACUCCAUCAGCAAAACACUAGCCUCCUAAUUUGAUUCUGAAUGAUUAUUUUUGGACUGACUGAUGGCCAACGCUAGAACGUACCUUUGCCACCUGGGUUAAUUUGCAUCUGAGUUGCUUUGGGACUGUGCAUCGGCGUGGAUUUCCUGUUUAAAGAGGCGUGUCACUGUUUUCAAUCAGACCAGGUCGGUAUAUAACGCUUGGGCAUAAAGUACGAUAAUAUUCACCAAAGCUUGAACAUGUAACUUAGUGGCAAAGUGCUCGACCUCAUUUGAAUUGCAGGUCGCCGACCGAAUUAUAGAUCUUCGUUUUCUGGGGUAUGCAGCCGGGAUAAUUAUAGAUGAUUGAAGAUCACGACUUUUCGAUAAGCGUCCACUCUUAUAUUUUUGACCCACGUAAACAUAUCUACCUGUCCAAAUACAUGUCAUCUUGCGUCAAAUGCACGUCCUCUUAUAGGCCCGAGAUUGGGUAGCCAAGUGUGAUCCCUGCCGCGGUUGCAGUUCUAAGUCCCCUCGCUCUCUUAUAUUUCGCUCUCCACAUAAAUAAUGAGUCUGCAGAAUGGUGACUUAAUAAAAGUAAACAAAAGUGGAUAUUAACCCAGUAAAUGCAUGCUUUUGAGAAGGAUUCCUGUGUGAGUGGAAUGCGAAAAUGUUGUACUGCAAAUGCCAGUAUGAUUGUUUGCAUGCAUGCAACGAUCCCUAAAAUGUCCGGUUUCUAAGUAUUCUUGGGGAAAAAGUAGAUUUUGCAGCCACUAUGAUUAUCUCCCCCCGCAAUACGGCAUCCUAAGGUCUCUUUCAAAAUCAUAUCCACUCCCGUCAAAUAAAGCAUGUUCGCAUUGGGUAUGCUCCGUGUAGAGAAAUUAGACCACAUCCGUCGUUGGGACGUUGAUAUCAACUAAGUGGAGUAUAAAAAGAACGGCACGUUCCAGGGAUACUGCUCUGCAUCAGCCGAGGAAAUAUUCGAGAAGCGUUUUCCUUUCUCGACUAUGCGCUCAUUACAUCAGCAAUGUCUGCUUUACGUCCCUCUCUCUCAUUUCUGUAGUUAGGGGCAUCCUGCUCGUAUUGUUAAGCUUAUGCUAUUCUUAUAUUAGUCCACACAACGUAAAGACGAUCAGUGUUUUGUGUUUUCAUACCGUUUUUACUAUGUAACUUCAUUUCUGACGAUCAUAAACACAGGCUAGACAACAUAUUCCAAAUUUUUAUGCAGACUGGUUUCUCUCAAAAACUAUCUCCUUGAUUUAGGGGGUGCCAAAUGUGCUUAUUUACAAUAUCGCAAACUGACGCCGCCCAUUCUGAUUGGCUGCAUGCUCUUCCCUUUCAUUUGCCUCCCCGCUUAUGUUUGUAAUGCAAGUAUCUAGGACCUUUAUAGGUGUGCUCCGUUUAAUUAAAGUUCCGUUUCGCAUUCUAGAAGGAGAACAUGGCAACUCCUCGAAUUUUUGUGAAAUAUGAUAGUAAGUGGACUAUGAGUGAUACGUGUAUUUGAACUGUAAAGAGGAAGAUUGUGUAUUUAUUAGAUAAACUCAUUGCGCAAAACCACACUCCAAAGCUAACGAACUGCUUUUGUAGCCGCGAUACACUGGCAGUUAAGAGCCUACAUCUUCCAGGCUCGUGGUCUGUUGGCUGGAGAUCAAACGGGUCUGUCCGAUCCCUAUGUGCGUGUUAACUUUGUGAACCAAUCCCAGAAGACCGAACGGCUCGAGAAGACACUGUGCCCUCAGUGGGAUCAGACGCUCAUCUUCGAGGACAUAGCACUGCAUGGCAGUCCGGAGUCAGUCAUGAAUUCGCCACCACCAGUCACAAUUGAAAUAUUUGACUGGGAUCAAAUAGGAACGGAUACAUACCUUGGUCGUUGCAGGGUAAUAUCUAAGUUCUCCUACGAUUUUCCUUCCCCCAAUUGAAUCUAUCCAAGCAAAAAAGAGGUCCUUCAGCUUUCGCAGGCUAAAACUAUAAUAUUUUUUCCCCCAGACUGAACCCGUAGUAGUCACUGAACCCAGUCAUUCCAAAGAUGUCCUCCUCCAGUGGUACCGAUUUGACUGUGUUGGCAAAGACGGUGGUGAAUUACUCGCGGCAUUUGAACUUAUCCUGGUAAGUCCGUCCAUUGUAGUCUAGAUUUAGUUUUACUUACCUUUGGCCGAUCCUUCUCGUUAGCCCUUAUCGACAAACCACUGUGCUUGACUUGUGGUGUAGGUGUUUACGGUAUAGAGGGGGAGUCGGUAGUUGGCAUUUCAGGUAAGCUAUAAGACGGAUCUCUAAGUACUAACCUUAGCAAAUAUUCCGUUUGGUUGCAUGUAAUUAAAAUAGCACGUGUUGCCGUACUAAAGAACUGCAUGCAGCUUAAUUGACAGGAAGUCGCUUCAAGGGUUACCCAAGCACUAAGACUUCGGUCAAAGGCUAGAAUCCGCUGUGGAGCAAAAAUUUUGUUGAAGUAACUGAAAUCGAUGUAAGUUUUCAAGGUGAAAGUGUGAUAAGAUGCGAUGAACAUGGCUCUGGGGCCGGGGCGACCAUAAUUCAGACGGUACGGCUUGUCCAAUAUUCCAUCUUCAAAGGGGAUCUGCGUACCAUUGUCUCGUUUCGACUAUUGUCACCAGGCCGAGUAGGGAGUGUUGCGGCGUCUAGGGGAAGCUUCAUCUUCGAUCGAUCUGCAUUCCGAAAUACACUUCUGUUUACUGUUUAUACUUCGUUGGUGGUUUCAAAGUAGUUCGAUUACCAAGCGCGAACUUGGCGACAUCGACAAAGUCUUAUAUAGGAGGAAAAUCUACGACAAGGUGCCUUGGCUUCAUGUCUGCCAUUCUCCUACUAUACGACAGUCGUAUUCCAUUGUAAACUACUGGACUUAUUAGUCCACAGAAUAUCAUUUUACACAUCUGCCUUAUUAUGAAGUCUUUGCAUAUAAGUUUUGUUAGCAACAUUCUCCCGUUCACUCAUCCCAAUAAGGGAUUCGCGAGAAGCUACUCGAGGUCCUCGCAUCUGGCCGCGCCUGAACAGACGAGUUCUUUUUUCCUAGAAGAAUAUGACUAAUUUUUACUGGGUUGCCUCAAAUCUGACUGCUACCUUGUUGUGAGAAUUCUUAAUGUGGAAGUAAUAUUCAUUGUGUUUUCAGUUGGAAGGUCAACCUGCUCGGCCUCCACCACCAAUGCGUGGAAAACUCUAUAUGGUCCCUGAUGGAAUCCGUCCAGUCCUUCAACCAACUGCGAUUGAAGUCCUUUGCUGGGGUGUCCGAAACAUGCGAAAAUAUCAGUUGGCCAACGUCAACUCCCCGUCCAUUGAGAUUGACAUUGGUGGCAACAUUUUACACUCAGAUACUAUUAAGAAUGUGAAGCGAACACCUAAUUUCCCGAAGCCUUUGAUGUAUCUGAAAGCCAACCUUCCUAAAGAGGCGCUCUACAUGCCCCCGAUCAAUAUUAUGGUUCGCGAUAAUCGUCCUUUUGGUCGAAAACCUGUUGUCGGAACACACGUGCUCAGUGACAUUUCCAAGUUCAGGGUGGAACCUUUAUAUCAACCCUACGAUCCUCUGGAAAAAAUUCCAGGUACUGACAUGCCUCAUUUCCUUGUCUUUAUGCUAUUAAACGAUAAUCGCAUACAAUCAGCACUUCGAAGUUCUCUUACCUUUGAGAUCAACUUAAUCUAGGGUGUCACGAGAUUAGCUGCUGAACUUGCUGACAACUAUGUCUGUAGUAUUGUUCCAGAAAAUUUUCCCAAUAUAACUCCAGAGAGCCCGUCAAGAUGUGUCCCCGUCUUCUUUACUAACUUACAAGUCCGUGUAUUUGGUAAUUACUAUGUGAGUACAGGAGGUACUAUGAAUUGUUUUGGCGGUAGCAGUAUUUUCACUAACAAGGGAGAAUUAAAACAGAAAGCAUCCCAAAACUGAACUACCAACCACUUUACUCACGUCAGUUUGCUGAUUGUUUCGCCAGCAGCGCCAUUCACUAGUCAAACGAGUCACGUACAGAAAAUACGAUUAUUCGCUAAUGCGUCGGACGACCUUGUAGUCAAGGCACUAGGCCACAGGGCAUGAAUCCCUUGGAGCGCAUUUGCUGGUCCAGAGUUUCAUAUUUCAACAGAAAUCUUGCGAAAAUUGGCUCUAGUCAUGACAGAAAUCGAGGUGCUUGUUUGAAUGCUCCAUCCCUAGGAGACAUACGACUUUUCAUAAAGUUCCCUUCUACUUUACAUACGUUUGCAUUAAAAUUGAAGCAAAUUGUCACAAGAAAGCCUGGUGUGUGAUGGCAUAUGUAAGUGCCUCGAUAGAGCAAGGCGACUUCUACGUUUCUGCUCAGGUCUUCCUCACCUAAAUUGGCUCUCCAGGUAGACUUUAGGGACCAGUAUCCUUUUGUUACAUCAUAUUCAACCCUCCGCACCUUUGUUCUCGUUUGCAUCCCACAAAGCCGUCUACACAAACACAGCCAGUGUAGAUGUAGCGAGGAAUUUUAGAUGAUGUUCGCUGGGUAAUGAAUGGAAGGGUGAUCGAUUAUAAGCCUUAAAAUUAACCUGGUAUCCAUCGCGAAAAACUCCUUUUUCUCCAAAGUAAACCGACAGUUGUAACUGUCUAAGUAGAUUGACGGAUAAAUGGCAUCUACAAGGCCGUAAACGACUUCCACUCACAAGCAGGAAAAUUUGCCAAGCAAUAGACUCUUAACUCAAAAUUGGUACAAUAUGUUUGGAUAUGGACUGUGUAUCCGUUAACUUUAACUUUCUCUCUGUGUUUUAGAGUUAGCACGAGCCGGAUCGCCUCCACUUAUCCAUGAAGACACAAGUGCUGUUAAGGUCUACGAACCGCACACUAAGAAGCUGAAGACGGUAACCUUCAAAAUCUUGUUCAUGUCAUAAUCUCUGCUAAUCAUCCUGCCGCCAGCAUGUUGAGGGCGUAUACUCAGAUCUCCUGUAAACUUUUGAUCGAACUUAUGUGGGACAAAAAGCGGGACGACUGGUUUUUAUGUUGACAUUUAAGCUUUCCUUUUAUUUUAAGUUACGAGUUAGAGAAUUUGCUUCCCUCCCACACGGGUUAGGAAAUUGGCUUCGUGUCCCUAGACAUGUUAGUUUCCGGUACCACUGUUCAAGAUACAUAAACGUUCAACCUCAAAUUAUGUCGGAUUACGAUCCUACUGCGCAUCCCCUGGGUUUAUAAGUGGGCACAUAUCGUCCAACCGUGUACAAGUGUCCUUUGUUUCUAAAAAUGUACCAUUGAGACAGACCGGUAUUCACGAAAUCAGUUACGUCUGAGAAAUCUGACUUCUUGCUUUUCGACCACAUCUCCUUUUUCGCCUACUGUUUGUUUUAAAAUGGGUCAUGCGAAAUUCAUUCUCUGUCAUUCAGUCAUAGCCUUAACUAGGCUUGGAAUCACGCGGUCUAGCGAUAGAAAGUUCAGCUUAAUAAAAACGAAACAAGGGAUUGAAAUUAAGGGACUUACCGGGGAACACUUGUAGUAAGCCAUAUUGUCUUAUAAUGGUGCAAAUCCAAAAAAAUUCCACUCCACUCUCCGUUUUUCCCUUCCAUAACGCGUCUCGGUUACUUAAUACUCUUCGUUAUCAAACAUUCUAGAUUGAAUAUCCAAAGAAAGAGAGAACGGACGUGAUACUUCCUCCAUUUAGGUUGACGUUGACUAAUACCAUUCCAUUGUGACAUUGAAAUCUCGUUUAAGAGAAGACUUGAUUGCAUAUAUACAGUGCUCAAUGACGUCUUAAAAGUCUUUAAAGUCAAAAUAUCAGCCAUUAAAAUCAUUCAGUUCUCCCUCGGAUCCUGUUGCAUUCGGUUUCUUCUAAGAAAUACGGAAUAGCUUGUAGUGAUGGUGAAAGUUCUCUUAAAUGUUAUACCUCCAGACUGAUCCGUUUGCUUUGUGGGCGCAGAACUUGAUAUUUUUCCUUGCACUUACUUUAAUAAGGGACGAAACGUCUGAUUGAACACUGGAUUCCUUUGUUCAUUUUUCGAUCUUCGAAUUCGCACAGUACUCCUCGUUCAGAGAUAAAAUCAAAAACAAGUCGUGGCGUCCUUAACCCAAUUAGCGAGCAUUGCCACAUGUUAGGAAAUAAGUGGCAACUGCGGACGCAAGAUUAACAUGUAAAUUGACUAAGUUCUACUAACAGAUCAAGGCUUCAAUUAACUGCUUGCUUGUCCUACUUCAUGCUUGAUGAAUUAUUUCGAUGACAACAAAAUCGAACUCUUGACGCUUUUCGAAAUUGUGGGCAACUGUGUCUGAUAAUUCAUCAGUUCGUCGCACAGCCAGCUCCUGUUCGUGUAUUCGUGAUUUGAUCUUCAGUUCAGUCUGAUCUAUGUAAGUACGAGGACCUCAUCGUUCUAAAAUGAAUUACGAAGCUGAUCUGAAUGAAUUAGUAGACUCACCCAGGAGAAACCUCAGUUGGUAGUACAUCUAAUUUGACAACUUUUAAAUGGAGUGGACUUCAGGACGACACUUGGAUGUGAGGAACUAUUUUGAUUUUGAGUCUCCGGCGCAUUCACGUAUUGAGCUGGUUCCUGCAAGUUGUUUAGUUUUUUCGAAAAGGUUUAAGACCUGAGUUUUCUAUCGUUGAGACAAUUUCUCAAGAAACAAGACAAGCCAGCGGUUAUUUGAGGUCUGGGUCUGCGAUCAGAAUUUGGAUAUCCAAAAUGCUAAUUGUGGGCGGGUAUUUGCGGACGUUGAUUGGUUUAAGGACCAUGUAACUGCCACAUCUUCUGUUGCUGCUAUCUUUGGGGGGGGGGGACUGCUACACAAGUUCGGAAACUCAGGAAAACAAAUGAAAGGUUCCGGUUUUCGAUCAGUCGUCUUCUUCCCUCCUCAAAUAUUUAACUCCAUUCUUCUAUUUUUUCAGUACUUAUUUCAUAUAUGCAACGUUGCUAACUACGAAACCACAGUAAAAUACAAAUGAGAAGAAUUUACACCCCCCUGGCCUCAACACAUUCUUCUAGUAUGAGUGAUUUCGCCUCUUCGGUUGUCGCACUAGUAAAAUAACCUACCAACUAUCCUUGCAACACUUCCACGUCCUUUGAAAUAUGAAUAUGCAGUUUGCAUGACAAGAAGACUAUGCACUUUCAAUAAGACUGAAUAGCAGUUCCUUUUCCGGAUUAAUGACUGCAUUGCAACAGACCCCCUGUCUGAAUUAUAACGCUUUCCUAAAAGGUGCGGAGGCAAGGGUAACUUUUGCACACUUCUCUUCCAUACAUAUUACUUUUGAUCUCAUCUCCUGUCGUGUUCUAAGGCUUGGUCAGCAACCAAAAGUUUUCGGUGUAGAAAGGCAAGGCCAAGGCAUCGAUUCAUCUCAAGUCGUGGAGACACAAAUCGUUUCCUUCUUGCCAUUCUUCGACACAACGCACUUCUUUAUUAUUUUCAGCAGAUAGGGAAGUUGUUCUUGGAUCGGCAGAUCGCUCCUCUCAGUCAUUACUGCUCAAAGUCAUGGUUUCACUUCUCGAUUUGUAUGCAGUCCACACUAUUAAAUCACUCGACAAUUACUCGGGCAAAUUCAAAGUCGACUUCGCCUUAGUUGGAGGGAUGUAGUCCUGCUUACGUCUCGAUUCUUAAAGCAUCCAUGUUAGAGAAGUGGAAUUAUUAAAAGUUUAGAACAGGAAAAGUGCUUUAUGUAUGUGCUAAACAAAUUUUAAAUAAAGUUUGCGGUGAGAGGAACCCAACGUUUGGUCUUAUCUCAGAGAAGCCCACAGAGAAUGCAAAGAGAUUACGUUAUCGCGGGCGAGUGUGAUGCACGGAAGUAUAGAAAACUCACUUGAAUAAGAGAGACGUUGAUUUUGCUCAUACGCUAAAUCUUAGCGGAUUUAAACUAUUGCAUUUACAUGUUUACUUCACAUACUGAUGACUGGGUCGAGUAUCGUUAUAGUGUUUACUUGAGGACGUUUUAGUCGCCAUAUCUUCGCAGGUUGUUUAAGAACCGCAGCAGGCAACGUGUUAUAUCCACAUCUACCUCAAUGUUAUAUCUUUCUUCCCAGGAGACCACGGGAACUUGAAUAAUUGGUGCGGUUUAAAAGCCUACUAGUCCACCUUCUGCCACCUACAAGUGCCAUAAACUAUACCCCCAAACUGCAUUUUUCUUGAAAUUUCUUACAAAAUGUUUGCUUUGAAUAAAUUCCUGCUGUACGAGAACCUUUGGCAGGACUUCGAGGGAGAUCGAGUCAUAGUUUUUCUCGCCUGGGUUUGGUGUUCACUGAUAGUUUUUUUGUUACACCCUGCCAUGAAGGUUGUGAGGUGUGAACCACACGUGUCAUGUGAAGCUAUGCAAAUGACAUUAACCCACAGUGCUUUGAUUUUUCAUUCAAAAGAGGUAGGAAUAAUUGCAUAACUGCAGGUGCACGCUUGCUCAAGAGUGGCUUCCUUUUCGCCUUCCCCACACAAGCAGUCUGCGGUAGCCGACUCAACAUUCGGACACGUAGACAACGUGGCAACCCCUGAUGAGAGCGCGCAUUUUGCCGAUCUGAAGCCGCAAGGCCGCACGGUUGUUUUACAUUGUAAUAUGAAUGCGCACGAGUGCACCGCAUCGUUGUCCAUAACUCCCCACCACCGUCACCCAAUGAUUUUGCAGUUUGUCCUCCGUUGUGUGAUACGAAAACCUUGGUGUUUGAGGGUGUCACUGAAAACGCGUGAAAUGAGCGAGUUUCCUGUAGCGAAGUAAUGAUAAGUAAGAGUUUCACCACCACUGCUCUGAUUAUAGCAGUGUAUGAUUUCAACAGUGGCAACUAAUUGUGGGACUUCUUUGUCUGUUCAGUUGACCUCUAAGCCAGUGUUUUAAAAUUUGUGACUUAAGCCAUACGACAGGUUUAGUCUGACUAGAGCGGUUUCUUAUUCUUUUCCUUUAUGUACCUCUAUUUUCGUUAUGUGAAAAGGUAAGAAAACGGCUAACUGCACAUUAAAUCAAGCUCACCCGCGUCUAGAGAAUUGUAUCAUACCUAUCGAGUAAGGCAGCACAAAAGACGACGUUGCAUCCCUGUUCACGCUAUGCAUCAGUGUUUGUUACAAAGGCGUCCGGUGGCUGUCAAAACGUUGGUUUCUGGUGAAUCGUAUUCCCAACGAAACGAGUAGCUGGUUUUUGUUUAUGCCGCUUGAUGCGUGGAAAGAAGACAAAUCACUAUAUCGGGUGUUUUGUAAGGAGGCCAGCUAGCCAACGCAUGACCAAAAGCUGAAAUUACGCGCCAGUCGUACCAACCGUACCAGGGAAGAUAGUGGACGCGUUCUGAACAGGUACAACUCAGCUUUCUCUAUACCGUCAGCAGUUUUGAAAAAAGCAGCAGGAUAGAAUGACACAGGUUGACCGGCGAAUACGCAUGGAUAUAAAGAAAAUUGAUGUUGAAAGCUUAUCCAUGCCGUCUUCAGCCGUUCGUACCUCUAAACCAACACAUGAGACUGGAACCACAAGCAUGCGCACUAAUGAUGCGCAUGUGUCCACAGAUCAGGUCAAUGUCACAGAACUGACGUUUACCAAUGAGUCGUCUUCUGUCAGAGUAGAUUUGGUUGUUAAUUCUAUUGGAUUCCUUUGAUGCCACAGAGGGUUGAUUUUACGAACAGGCAAGCACAUAACAGUUCCUAGGCAAAUAACCGCAGAGUAGUGAUAAUGGAUGCUGACGAUUAUUCUAAGCCGGUCUGGCGUGAAGCUUCCGUCCAAAGAUGUCAGCUAUCCGAAACGCUGAUGGACAGGUUAUUCGAUAUUUUCGACUCCCCAAUACCACUGGCAUCCAAUUAGCCAUCAUCUAUUACCUUUCAUUAAAUUUCUGAGGUAACAUGUACAAGUUUUUGCUAAAUAUUCAAAGUUCCUGCGAUUACACUAGUUUAGUUGAUGUCAUUUGCAAAUUUAGUUAGUGCAGAGCACUUCUCUUUAAAUCUGAUUUCAAAGAUGUAUGACUGGAUGGGCUUUGUCACCCAGAUGUAUGGAGACUCCCUUGCACGAGUGCUGGCAUUUAGGGGACUCAACAAAACACCACUUUUUUGUGUGCCUUGCAUGUAUUGACGGUUGCUUUUAUUUAAAAAUCUGUCGUACUCACUGUGAGACGGACGGCCUUUGUGUCCGAUAAACUACCCUCUGUGUCCCUUCUUCGCGAUUGGGGGAGAUGACACUUAGUUAUUUUUGUUUCACUCAGAUGGAUCUGGCUGAGCUCGAUGCAAAUAUUGACUGGUACUCGAAAUACUACGCUUCACGAAAUAUGUGGAACAAAUGCCUUGAUUACAAGGAACGUGGGUACGAUACGUUCGUGGUAAGUUUGGUCUUCGUGUGGACCUGGCCACUUUGCAAUUUUCUCAUUAAAAACACGCCAAAUGCCAGUACUUUCACGACGUCUUCUAUUCUGUUUUAGUACUACAAAGACGAGCUGGAAAAACAAGAGGGGUUCUUCGGCUUCAUGGAUUUCUGUUCAGUAUUCCCUCUUCACCGUGGAAAGUCGACAGAUGACGACGAUGACACCUAUGCGGGUGACUUCAAGGGCACUUUCCGGGUGUACUCUCUUCCCGAGGAUCCCAAUGCUCCUCAGCCGCUCCGAUACUUGGAAACGGAGGUUCCCAAACCGGAUCCAGUUGAAUGCAUCGUUCGUGUCUACGUCAUCAAAGCAACAGACCUUCAACCCAGUGACCCUUCGGGUUUGGUAGGAUAAUUAUUGUUGCCGUUUGAUCAUUGAAAUGCUACUUCAUAAACAAAUAAAUUGCAUAGGAACUUGUGCAUUGUCUGUCGCUGAUCAAUUGAAUGAUAUGUUUAUGUGAAUUUUAUCUUGCAGGCGGAUCCCUACGUUGAAAUUGUGCUUGGCAAACACAAGGUCAGCUCAAAGGACAACUACAUUCCCAACAACUUAAACCCAGAAUUUGGCAGGUAAGUUCAUCGAGUACAUUAAAUUCUUAGUUCCCACUCCUCGUCACUUUUACAUCAGUGGUGCUGAACUUGCAGGUGUCGGUUUAUCAGAUCAUCUAACAUGGCCUGAAAUUAAAAGCAGUGAAGUAUUAGCCUUCUUUAACAUGGAUUUUUUUAUCACUUUAGCCAUUCUUUAAUAAGGAUGACAGAUUAAAUGAUAAGUUGGCACAAAAUGUAAGACAUCGGCACUCGCUACCAGGUUUGUAUUAAAAAAAUUACUCGACUCACACAUCCCUGAUGUGAUCUAGAUCCCUUUGUGAGGAAGACCGCCCUGCCAUAAAAAAAUUCCGUCAAGAACUGUAUUUUAAAGCCUACUGGGAUCUGUAACCUCCUACAAGGAGGUCCAAAUCUUGCAUUCACCUUCUACAAUAAAAUGUCGUAGUUCGAAGGACUGCAAGAAGGCAAGAGACAAAACAGUUACCCUGGUUGCUUACUCUAACCAAAUGCAAUAAAAGUACUUAAAAAUGAAUACGAACAUUUAAGCACUUUCCAAGGAUAGAGGGAAUUAAGUUUAUAUAACUAAUCACAUUUCCAAAAUUAUGAAAUUUAAGUCCUUCCUGGUGAGCAAAAUUAAGUAGAUCAACCCACAAUUCACAAGUCAUUAUCGUGACAUACAGGAUCAACAGACUACUGGACGAUUUCAAGAGAGAACAUAGAGUCGUACUGGGCGAAUACCAUCCACCGGAAUUAGAUGCUACCUUUACCAUAUUCAGCGGUCCGUCAAAAACGGUCAACAUAGAUAGUUAUGUGCGGAUAGUUGCUUGAUUAAGACAUAGCCUACCUUCUAAUUCGUUAAGCUAAUAUAUCUUGAACUUCAUUUUCCUCAAGGACGCUGAACGAUCCUAGAUCAAGCAGUUUUACAGUUUUUCUGAAUCAUGAAGGUCAAAGAAUUUAGCAGGACAAGAUGUCGACUUUUUCACUUAAGUGUCCGUUUAUAUCAGCUUUAGCGGAGAAUUAUGCAUAUGCAUGUCGCGUUUUGGUUAACAUAGUCUCUGUGUCGUCUUUUGUUUGACAUAAUGCACAAUAAGUACCUCUGUUCUUCUAAGCUGACUGUUGUUAUGGACCGACAGUGCGCUCUCACAACAGCCUCCCUCAGAUUAAUAGUUUAUGCGUAUAUUUUUAAUUUUCAGAAUGUUCCAAUUAAAUGCUCUGAUUCCGGUGGAAAAGGACCUCAUCAUCCGUGUGAUUGACUAUGACUUGCUCUCCCGCGAUGAUGUGAUUGGUGAGACGAAGAUCGAUCUGGAGAAUCGCCUGCUCACACGAUACCGCGCCACCUGUGGUUUACCUCAGACCUAUACCGUCUCUGGCCCCAACCAGUGGCGUGACAGUCAAACGCCGACACAGAUUCUCGAUGAAUUUUGUACAAAGAACCGCCUCCCAUUACCCAAGUAUUCCGACACAGAUGCGGGUGGUACCAUGACCUGCUACAUAGGAGAGCACUUCUUCAAUCUCAGUGUCUUCGAGAAGGGACUCAUCCCUAAUCCUCAUCUAGGCAUUCCAAAGGAACGCCUUGCUCUAGCUAUCUUGAAUUCUCUACCCUUAGUCAAAGAACAUGUAGAAACACGUCCUCUCAGCAGUCCCAUUCAACCAUCAAUUGAACAGGUUCGUUUUACUUCAGUGGAUGAACGCCCUAGUUCGUGUAUCAAUCUUUGCCUGUUACAAACGUUCGGUCGGCAUUUACGUCACAAAACAUUUUAUUUGCCUUUAUAUUCCAUUCUGACGUUUGUGCCGAGUAUAAUUUAGAUUCAAAUUAACUUUGUCUGAGCUUUGGCGUUUCGUAGAUGAAGUUUAGUUGUAAUGUUUGGACGAAAUGGUUAGAUGUCCUUAAGUGAAGUAAACAGUAAGUAGGUGAAUUAACAAAAUUUUCAUUCGGCGAAGUUUUGCUGUUUCCCAGAUACAUAACGGGAAAACAAGCCUAUCUCUAUGUCCGAACUGGUAGGAAAUUUAUAGACGUCACAAUGAUUAUUAAGUUCCUAUUAUCAGCAAGAACAAAGGAGACUGGCACGUCAUUCUUGACUUAGUUGCCACCGUCAGCAGGUCCCAAUCCAAGGCAGAGGGUACGAACUGUGGACUUUCGAUCAAGUUAAUUUGUUAAAUUCAACUGGUAAGCAACUCCGUAAAGUUAUGCUCCAGAAUAACUGAAAUCGGAAACGUGACUUAGCCGUUAGGGCCUAAGGCUCAAGAAUGGCCAUCCCACUCGUCUGUGACUUCGUUGCUUAUGUAAAGAAAAUGAAGACGUUUCGAGCACCGAAACAUUUUGUUCAUUGUCCUGAGCUUUCGGACUCGGGUGACGAGGCGACGCAUUAUCACACACACCUACAAAACGGGUCACGGGUUUGACUUCGCAGCGAGAAAAAUAGUCGCCCACGCCGGAAACAAGACAGACCGAAAAUUGGUUGAAGCCUGGGCCUCGGAUGGGAACUCAGUCAAUCGAUUUAUCGAUCCGGCGCCAGCGCCCUACGCAGUCAUCUCCAGUCUUGCGCCGUCGUCGAUGAUUGGCCUAAAUGCCCCAUAACUGUCGCUUUUUCUGUUACUGCUACUAUCUCUGACGAUGGAAUCCUGCACGUGUCCGAAAACUCAGGAUAAUAAACGUGUUCCGGUGCUCAAAACCGCUUCUUCACUAGUGAAUACACCUGGAACUCGAAAUUUCGCCUUCAUUUGUUGCUUAUACCUCCCGAAUACUGAUUUCUUGUCACUAUGAGACUUGUCUGAGCCUGCCUCCUGUCGUCCAGGUUGUGUCCUUUCAUCGGGACCAGUGAGUUAGGGAGGGGAGAGUGCAGCAGCUGCUGUUGCGCAGUCUGACGUCACAAUAAAAUAAUUCGUGCGCUCUGCACUCGCUAAGCCAUGGGACACACGGUGAGCAUCGUCGUUCGCGACAUUCAAACAGAUGCCGCUGAGUUCCCGAUAAAUGGAGCUUAAAAUGUAGAUGUUCCUGGCCAUAUGCCGUAAGCAUGGUCAAAAGUUGACAGAAAACCAGGGAGGAGAAGAGAUAAGUUUUUGUUUAGAGAUACUCGGCGUUCUAAGGGAAGAUUCCCGGAAUGACAGUGUUCAAUAGAAGUAAAAAGUGUAUAUUUCUAAACUGCUGAGGUUAAGUAGUUGAUGUAAGCCUUCACUUUCUUUCUGAGACUGUGCAGACGGAGUCGGUCAAUGCUGUCAUUAUUUGGGAGAAGAAAAGAUGAAUAACCAGUUUUCACGAACUAGUUAGUCGACGUUUUUCUUAAAAGUAAAAAAUAAAGGAGAGAGUGUUAACGGCUCAGUUUAAGGAACCUGACAAGCAAUAGGCAUUCAACAAUCCUACGUCUUUGUUGGCAAUACCUGAUUACUUGGUACUGUGUGACUGCCCUCGAGCGCUCAUCGUUGGGACUUCGUGCAAACCGGCGCGCUGUUAUUCUGUUCCAAAAUCAAUGGGAAUCAGUUCAUGCCUUUACCACGCGAGACUGGCUAUUGUCUGAGAUCCCGUAAAUGGAAACCUUUGACUGGAAAACAGGGCGUACUACAUACCAACCUGAAUAUGCUUCGUGACAAUACUACAGUCUACGGUAUUCAAAACCUUUGGUUGUAUUCUAGUUUGAAUCAAUUCAAUUUAGACGUUCCUAUUUCAACUGAAUUUCUUCAAAACUAUUUUAUAAACACUCAAUUGUACUCAUUUCUUUUUCAUGUGGUUGUUUUAGCCCUGUGAAUGUGCUUAGGUUUCUGUGGAAGGAAUAACCAAGUAGAUGAGGGAGAUUGAGAUGGACAGUCCUAACUUAGUAACCGUCAUCAGCCAGCCAUACAGGAUUCCCUGAUUUGAAUAAAUCCUGAAUCGACCACAUGAUGAGACGCGCCUGUUCCGUAUCUUAACCGGCCUACUGAAUGUCCCUGUAACAUUAACGCUUAAGCCCCUUUCCAGUCUGACUUCCCACAAAAACCUGAAUUCCGAUUGGCUCGAUAAUAGCAUUUUGGUGUCAGUAGCAAAAUCCUUGUUCAGAAUUUACACAGAGACUAUGGAGGAGUCGUGUCUCGGAAUAUUUGGGCUUUGUUUAGGACCAAAGUUUCCGGGGAGGUGCUGCCUUCACGAAUGAUCCUCCGUCCGAAUUAUAGUUUGGCGGUUUAGCUCGCUAAUAAUCUCUUUUUUGUGUCAUAGGCGGCAUGCUUUGUAGUUGACGACAGCCGUGCCUGUAAGUUGACCUGCUGGGCACUUUUCUCUGACAGACUACCUGAUGACCACUAAUUCAGAUAUUUUUCUGUCAUUUCUUAUCAUGUUUACUCCAUCCCCAACCUAGUGUAGGUCUCACACUUCAGAUCUGCAGUUUUGCUGUCGUGUUCUACAAUCACUUAGCUGCAUGUUACGACCCUAAGCUGGUGUUCUUUUAGUAUGACCUGAAUGCUCUGCGGCACUGUCCGCAGCUUCCCGUACAGGUGAGUUCUCAACAGGAAAGUUAAGUCUUCCUUUCCACCAUGAGAUGCACGCAUGCAUGCUUGAGUAAGUACUCCCUUGACCUCUAGUCGUUGUUAUUCCAAUAUUUAUUUUCUGAUGAGCAUCACCCGCACGCCACGAAAUUAACCAGGUUAUAUCGCACGUGCACGCAACCACCCUCCAGAAGUUAAUCUCAUUAGCCAGCUUUGAUCCUUUAGGGAAGACUUGAACUCUGGGUCGACAUUUUCCCGAAGUCCCUCGGUGACCCCGGUCCCUGCUUCAAUAUAUCUCCCCGUCGGCCAAACGAUUACGUGCUACGUGUGAUCGUGUGGAACACCUAUGACGUCAUUCUCGACGAGACUUCUAUCACUGGCGAACGAAUGUCUGAUAUCUACGUCAAGGUACGUUUCGUGGACGGCAGCAAAUCCAAGGCGAAGUACAUGUAAAUGGUGUCCUUCUAAAUCAUGGUUUUAUUCAUCGGCCUGUUUACUUUGAGGUUGACCAGCAGCUAGUAACAUUCUGUAAAAGAGAAGGAGCGCCUGUAUGCUAAUAUAGUUAAAGUUACUAGAGAUUUUAAAAACCGAAGAAUCGAGAAAUUGAGGAUUAGGUUUCGGACUGUACCUGCUUUUUGUACUCCCAUGUAUUUUAGGGUUGGCUUCAAGGCGUCGAGGAACGCGAUAAGACCGACGUCCACUAUCGAUCCCUGAAUGGAGAAGGCAACUUCAACUGGCGUCUAAUAUUCCCCUUCCAGUACAUUCCGUCUGAAAACGAGCUUGUAGUCUCCAAGAAAGAGCAUUUCUGGUCGCUGGAUAAGACGGAGAAGCGUAUGCCAGCCGUUCUGGUGCUGCAGGUCUGGGACAAUGACCUCUUCUCCCCGGACGACUUCUUGGGCACCCUCGAACUAAACCUCACACGAAUGCCCCAGCCAGUAAAAAGGGCAAAGGAUUGCACCGUUGCCAUGAUCCAGACAAGCCAGCCGCAUACCAAGUUCAUAAACCUGUUUGAAAGCAAACGCACGAGUGGCUUCUGGCCGUUUGUAGAUGCCCCUGGACCUGAGAUGAAGCUCACCGUAAGUUUGCAUCCACGGUAUGGAGGAAGAAAUAUUUACGAGGUGUACUUUCUAAGCAUGCAUUUUUGACCAUCUUCAGUGCUUUUAAUAUUUUUAGGACCAUUGGUAUUUUGUUGAGUAUACUUCAUUAUUUGAUACUGGGCAGCUGCAAACAAAGUCAUAAAAAGAACAAAAAAUAAAAUUCUGAAAAAAGAUAGGAAGGGACCGCGGAAAUACGCAUACGAAGAGAAGAUAACAACAAAGGAAAAACGAAAGGACAAUUAGAAGGAAAAACUAAGGACAAAAAGAAGUCACAAUUAGUCUUAAGUCAACAAUAGGCCACUUUACCGUCCACCUAAAUCUACAACACAAUGAGGUUGUUACAAAAGGAAAAAUUGUGUUGAAAAACCUGCCAUUCCUGACAAUCGACGGUAGGUUUCCUAUGCGAAAUAGCAAACUUUUUCGACACCCAGCUGUAAUUUUGAUAAAAAUAGGAUAACAAAAGGAACUACCUAGUUUGCUCGAUUGGAAUUACUCUCAAUAGUAGCGACAUGUCAAAUUUUGGAAAAUAUUCAUUCAAAUAACGAGGAAGAACUUCAGUUGAUAGAAGCAGCUGAAAAAUAUUGAUAGAACCAAUAAUGUCGAAGAAACCCCAAGCAAUACGUGGAAACUGAGAUGCCCAUUUCGGGUUUGCUGAUUGCCAUCAUUUGGCCGUACCACAGCCCUAGGUGUGGAUGAAUGAUGUUUGCACAAAAGUCAGUUUGCUGCCGAUAAAUUGGCCUACACUCUCUCUCUCCCUCUGACUUAGGCAUCAGGCGCACGUCUUACCAACUGCGGUUGGUAGCGAUACAGACAGGUUACGUCAUUCAAGGCAAGCUCAGUCAGACGGCAUUGUCAUGAGACUAAAUAGUUCCAAUUGGGCCGACAGGAAUUUGGCCCCUGGCCCAAAAGGUAGAACGGGGGAACCAACUGCUAUAUGAUCAACUGAGCCGAGUUAAAAUUCCAGGCAGUUCUGACCUUUAAGGUAAGGUGGUACCAUACUAACAGCACAGGUACUAGUCAAAAGCCCAUACGCGUGUGUUUCGCCGACAAUUUCUAAAUUUGAGUAUCUACCAGAAAACACACGAGGAAUGCUGGGGGACACACUGACGAGCCUAACCCCUCGCAGCUGCGCCAUGCAGCGGCAGAAUAUUGGUGAAACACGCGUGUGUGGGCUUUUGGCUAGUACCUGUGCUGUUAGUAUGGUACCACCUUACCCUUAAGUAUACUACUAGCUGUCUGUCGACAGUUAAUGAAUAUUACGCGGUUACCCGCUGUGGCUGAUGGACUUUGGCCCAAAUAUUCAUACAUAAAAUUCUCGGUCUGAGCCUAUAGACCUUGAAUAAACUGAUCUAUUCCAACUUCGUAGAUAAUUUCUGAGCAAAUUAAAAAGCGACAAGUUCUGACCUUGUCAUGACGUGUAUCCGGUUACUGCGGGAAAAUAAGCCAGAAAUUUCAGUUCCAGUCUCUAUCGUAAUUUGUAUUAUUUCUUCCAACUUACUGUUUGGUUGUCACCAUGUGACAGCCUACGGGGGGUGCUAGCCUGGAUCUCCAGAACAAAACAAGCUAGUGUGUUCCUUCUUGCGACUAGCUGGGAGAACUGCCGCUCCCGAGUAACCUGGAAGUGGAAUUAUAAAAAUUUUUUGUCCUUGACCAUUAUUAUGCACUGUUUCUGCAUGGUGUUGCAACAGUAUCCUUCUGCGUAUGCACUGUUGAUGACAAGACCUAUUUAAAGUUCCUCAUUUACCAAAAACCGUUUCGUAAAAUUAUCUUGCUCCUUCUUGAUACAAAGUAUGCUUCACCGUUCGGAUUAGUAACCUGCGAAUUUGUCCCUCCCAUACUCCUUAGUUUACCUAUUUAUUAACUAUCGGUUCUGAUUUCGUAUAAGGGCCUCCGGAAGCGCACCAAAAUAAAUAACAAUAUCGUAAUUCAUAACAUAGUAACUCACCGAAGUCCAGUCUUCCUUCAAGAGCAGUUGCCUUUACCUUACUUUACCUGGUCGGGUCUUUCGUUUCCGCAAGGGUAAACUGGAAGCUGAGAUCGAACUGUUGACGAAAGAGGAGGCCGAACUUAAACCUGCUGGUCCAGGUCAGGAUGAACCGAACGCGAAUCCGCAUUUGGACAAGCCGAAGUGAGUCGCCGUUGUCGUUUUGAAGAAUUUAAAUAUCAUUGUAAUUAUUUCCGGCUGAAAUUUCACUAAGACAAGUUGAAACAAGCGUUGGUUGCGCGCAGGAAUAUGGGCCCGCAUAUCGCAGGUAGCCUACCCUUAAAUUACGGCAGAUUUAAAGUUGGGUUCAGUGUUAGGGUUAAUGUUGGAAUUAGUGUUAGGGUUAAUGUCAGGGCCGAGACUAGUUCCAGGAGGGUUAGGUUAAAUUUUGUGACUAGGUUUGUGAUCAAAGUUAAGACAUGGUAUCAAGAACCCCCUGGAAUUUGGCGUGGGGCAACCUGCAGUAUUCGGUGGUCUAUAUUCCCCUGUCUGACCCAUAUGUUUGUCUGAAUAACUCACUCCUCUUUACAAAUCCUCGCCUCAGGUUUCCUCUCUCCCGCUGUAAAAAGGCUAUAUGCCAUGUUCUGCAAGCAGUAGACUUAACGCCGAUAAUAGGAUAUUAAGCACAGAAGGGGGUUGUUAAAAUAGGACUUUGCAUCAAAUCGGCUUUUGCGCAAAAUCUCGUUCCCAAUUGGCUUGGCUCAAACAAGCCUUUGAUACAUGUGUGGGUGGGAUUAAUCGAGCUGAGGUCAAACACAUAUUUUCACACUGAAAAUAAGCACACGCGCUUUGAAGCCACCACGACAUCCUAGCAGACGCGUCUUUGAAUGCAGUUGAAUUACAAUAAACCUCGGUCCUACUGGCAGUCGGGUUGUAAUGGCUAGUCGUUCAUGCGGCCUUUGCGGCAUGUCCCAGCUUUUGUGAGAUUUAAAAUUUCCUAAUAUAGGCCUGACGUACGCGAACUAAAAACCGGGCUGUGUUUGGAGCACAUAGACGGACUGUUUAACUUUCUCGCCUGCUUUACUCAUAUCCAUCUGCGAUAACCUUAACUCUGUUUCACCACCAGAAGAGGGUGUGUGAUAUAGGAAGGAGCUAGAUUCAGAGCCUGUCGACAUUACUAUAAAUAGGGUUAUGGUCGCUGUCACCUCUUGAGGCAACGGUCAACUUCGUCGUUUGCGGUGAUCAGACAAACGGAUAAUCUUAGCCUACUAUUACGAUGACCUAAUUUUAGGACAAUCCUAUGGGCUGUGUUACUUUUUCGGUGUCCUUUAGCACUCUAGCAAGUCACGUACGACUGUUCGGAAUUUGGGAACCGUACUGUUGAAUAGUUUUUUGCAAUAAUUUUGCCACUUCGUGCAAUAAAGUUUCGCUCCCAAAGACGGAUUACUACCGGAUGACGGUACUAUGAGGGAAUUCCGCUGUCUCUUGCAGUUCGUCAAACUUUUCUUACGAACUGCUGCUCCUACACUUAACUGUUUUUUGUGUAAUUUCAGGCGUCCUGAGACCUCUUUCUUCUGGUUUACAUCACCCUUCAAGACGUGCAAAUUCAUCAUAUGCAAGCGCUUCAAGUGUAUCCUGAUUACCAUAAUCUGUGUCUUUCUGGCUAUCCUCCUCCUUGCACUCUUCAUUUACGCCAUUCCGGUAAGUUUCGUUUACUUCCUCGGACGGGGCUUCUUUCAAUUUCGCUUUCCAUAGAAGAACCAAAAACAUUCUCCUUCCCAUUUUAGCAACUCCUGGCUCGUAAAAUGGUUGGUGUAUGA